CUACGCUCUUCCAGCUGUCGGACCUGGGAAAUUCUCCUGUGCUAAAUCCCGUGGCGCUCGCGGGUGUCGCCGCGGUGCAUCCUGGGAGUUGUAGUUUUUUCUACUCAGAGGGAGAAUAGCUCCAGACGGGAGCAGGACGCUGAGAGAACUACAUGCAGGAGGCGGGGUCCAGGGCGAGGGAUCUACGCAGCUUGCGGUGGCGAAGGCGGCUUUAGUGGCAGCAUGAAGCGCACCCCGACUGCCGAGGAACGAGAGCGCGAAGCUAAGAAACUGAGGCUUCUUGAAGAGCUUGAAGACACUUGGCUCCCUUAUCUGACCCCCAAAGAUGAUGAAUUCUAUCAGCAGUGGCAGCUGAAAUAUCCUAAACUAAUUCUCCGAGAAGCCAGCAGUGUAUCUGAGGAGCUCCAUAAAGAGGUUCAAGAAGCCUUUCUCACACUGCACAAGCAUGGCUGCUUAUUUCGGGACCUGGUUAGGAUCCAAGGCAAAGAUCUGCUCACUCCGGUAUCUCGCAUCCUCAUUGGUAAUCCAGGCUGCACCUACAAGUACCUGAACACCAGGCUCUUUACGGUCCCCUGGCCAGUGAAAGGGUCUAAUAUAAAACACACCGAGGCUGAAAUAGCCGCUGCUUGUGAGACCUUCCUCAAGCUCAAUGACUACCUGCAGAUAGAAACCAUCCAGGCUUUGGAAGAACUUGCUGCCAAAGAGAAGGCUAAUGAGGAUGCUGUGCCAUUGUGUAUGUCUGCAGAUUUCCCCAGGGUUGGGAUGGGUUCAUCCUACAACGGACAAGAUGAAGUGGACAUUAAGAGCAGAGCAGCAUACAACGUAACUUUGCUGAAUUUCAUGGAUCCUCAGAAAAUGCCAUACCUGAAAGAGGAACCUUAUUUUGGCAUGGGGAAAAUGGCAGUGAGCUGGCAUCAUGAUGAAAAUCUGGUGGACAGGUCAGCGGUGGCAGUGUACAGUUAUAGCUGUGAAGGUACAGUCUGCUCUUGGAAAAAGCAGCCCUGCCCUGAAGAGGAAAGUGAGGAUGACUCUCAUCUCGAAGGCAGGGAUCCUGAUAUUUGGCAUGUUGGUUUUAAGAUCUCAUGGGACAUAGAGACACCUGGUUUGGCGAUACCCCUUCACCAAGGAGACUGCUAUUUCAUGCUUGAUGAUCUCAAUGCCACCCACCAACACUGUGUUUUGGCCGGUUCACAACCUCGGUUUAGUUCCACCCACCGAGUGGCAGAGUGCUCAACAGGAACCUUGGAUUAUAUUUUACAACGCUGUCAGUUGGCUCUGCAGAAUGUCUGUGACGAUGUGGACAAUGAUGAUGUCUCUUUGAAAUCCUUUGAGCCUGCAGUUUUGAAACAAGGAGAAGAAAUUCAUAAUGAGGUCGAGUUUGAGUGGCUGAGGCAGUUUUGGUUUCAAGGCAAUCGAUACAGAAAGUGCACUGACUGGUGGUGUCAACCCAUGGCUCAACUGGAAGCACUGUGGAAGAAGAUGGAGGGUGUGACAAAUGCUGUGCUUCAUGAAGUUAAAAGAGAGGGGCUCCCCGUGGAACAAAGGAAUGAAAUCUUGACUGCCAUCCUUGCCUCGCUCACUGCACGCCAGAACCUGAGGAGAGAAUGGCAUGCCAGAGCAACGACAUAGGGCAGUGGAAAAAGAAUGAGUUUUGGAGUCAAAACCCCUGUUAUCUUGGAAAAGCCAUUUAACUUCCUUGACCUUCAGUUUCAUCUUGUGUAAAAUCAGAAUAAUAAUGCCAACCUUAUAGAGUAAUUUUGAAACUUUUUUUUUUUUUUUUUGAGUUAGAGUCUUCCUCUGUCACCCAGGCUGGAGUGCAGUGGCACGAUCUCGGCUCACUGCAACCUCUGCCUCCCGGAUUCAAGAGAUUCUCCUGCCUCAGCCUCCUAAGUAGCUGGGAUUACAGGCAUACGCCACCACGCCUAACUAAUUUUUGUGUUUUUAGUAGAGAUGGGGUUUCACCAUGUUGGCCAGGCUGAUCUCGAACUCCUGGCCUCAAGUGAUCCGCCCACCUUGUCCUCCCAAAGUGCUGGGAUUACAGGUGUGAGCCACCAUGGCAGCUGUAAUUUUGAAACUUAAUGAGGAUGUAUAUUUAAGUGCUUUGCAAAUUGUGUUUAUAAUGUAUUUGUUAUUUUUACUGUUUAAUUGUCUGCCCCUACCCUGUUCUGGAGAAUCUUGUACCAUCAUUAAAAUAAGUAAAUCCAUAGUGCUAUUAAUCUUGGAACAUUCUAUGUGGAAUUGCCCAUAUGAAAAGCAGUUUGAUUAUGACAGAAUGCCAGGCAGCAGUGUUCCCAUUGUGUUGAAUAAAUGGCAUCCCCACAAUCACAAUCUCAAAUACCAAAAUCAACAAGGAAAAUUCCAAGCAGCUGCCUUUAUAACUUCUGAUUUGUGGGCCACAUUUGAAACCACAGUUUGAUUUCUCAGUCUACAACAUUUUAAUUCAUAGAGCAGGUCUUUCUCUAUUAGCACAUUCUCAAGAUCUUUUGUUGAUCUUGGUUUCAGUUGCUCUGGAGAACAACUGCCUUCCAAAGCUCCCUUUUAAAGUAAAUUUUCUUUUUAAUAGCUAAUUCUAUUUAGAGGUGGACCAAGCCAAGAAUAGCCUCCAAGUUCAGUGACCAUCUUUGCAGUCAUAUACAAGUGAUGCAAUCACAAAAAGAAAGAAACUUAAUUUUAUGCCGCUAGAUAUGAAAGACAGGUAGCUAUGAAUGCAUGGCUCCAGGACCUUCUGCCAUGUCAAAUGAGCUAAACCCUUCCCCGAAAGCCAGCCAGGAAAACGUAUGAUACCAUUUGCAAUGGUAGAAUGUUGCAUGCUGUUCUUCUGUAAUUAUAAUGGCCUGAUCCGUGUGGAGUGGGUGAGUCCUGCUUAACAAUCGUUAAUCUACUGAGUCUUCGUAUCAGCCUCCCAUCUUGAGGAGCAGCAGUUCUUGGCUGGAUGAGUCGGUCUUUGAUUUCAUUAUAAUAAGGAUAGCUUUGUUAAAAUUCCGCUGCGCAGUGGUGCCUAAGGAUUCUGGGAAAAGGUUUUUCUUUUUAUUUUCCCCUUUUUUUGCACGGUGGGGAUGAAUUGUUUCUCUCUCUUCCAUCCCCUAGGUUACUGUUUGUGCUCUCCCUUGAUCUCCUGCUUGUCCCUUUAUUUCUCCACGUUGUGAAAGUUUCUUUCUGUGUGACCAGGAGUCUGUUUAGCAGACCAUAUUGUGAGUGAAGGGCCAGCGUUUGUUGCCUGAUUUUGGCAACGCUGGGUAGUCAGCUGGGAUGUAAUUAAGACUCUGAGAACAGGCUGUCUUCUCCACGGGAAGGGCAUGUUAGAUGGUGCUGGGAUUUGGGGCUGUCAGUUUGGCCAAGGAUGGAGACAGAGAGCUAGGGACAGAGAUAUUUCCUUUCAUUUAUAAUCCCUUUAUGUACAGUGUGUGCACUUGGCAAAGUUUACAUAUAACCUAGUGGCUAGAGCUUACAAGCCAACGCAGUGAAAUUAGCAUAUGUUACAUGUAUUUUUUAGUAAUAUUUUAAAGCAAGUGCAUAUUUCCAAAGUGAAUUAUGCAUGGAUGACAGCAAUAGGGUUGUGUUGCACUGGGUGUCAAAUCCCACAACUUUUUGUCGAGACUGUGGGUUUUACACUAAAAAGGCAGAAAGACUAAACGAAGUAAAACAGUUUUAAUUUUUAACAGUUUGGUUCGGCCCAAGGAGCCGGGCUGUGACAGAUAUAACUGACAUUUGAAUAAUUGGAUUAAUUUAGAGAAGGGCAAAUCCGGUUUUGACGGUUGUGCUUGUGUGUACAUCUUUUUUUAUUAUUAUUUGCAGGAAUGGAGUUGUGUGGUUUAAAUAUACACUUUUUGUGCUGCCUAGCAAAUCUUGAGAAAACAUCACAAAAUUUAUGAAAUUAUCAUUUAAUUAAUUUGUUUUAAUUUAUAUGUAUGUAUAUGUGUGUGUUCACAUAUUAUGCAGCCUUCAUAUGUAUAUAAAAGAAAUUCACCAUAUAUACUUGAUUCGGGUCUAUCAGUGAUAUACAUAUAUACACAUUGCACAUACAAGCACAUUGUAUGUGCACUUAGGAACUUAGUAAAUCCAGCUUGAGAUAAUGUGCAUGACUUCAUAGGAUGUAUAGAAAAUGUGCAGACAAGGAAGCUCACUGUGACAUUGGCAAGCCCCUUUCCUCCCCAUAUCAAUGUGUUGCAAAACAUCACAGUGCAGAAGCAGAAAAGCCUAAUUUGGUAUCUGGGGUAUCAGUAGCCAAAUUCUACAUGGUUGAUUCCUCAGUCCUAAGUUCCUUCAGAUUCAUAUGGCUUUUUAAGUUUCAUAUAUGAAGAUAAUCUUGGCAACAUAAAACCAAGUACAGCACCAUCAUCGCCACCCUCCUCCAGAAAUUCUGGUAAUGAAAUACACCAUCUAAAAUCAGCAGGCCAAGUCUAGGACUCGUGGCAGGCAGUCUUGAAUUGUGGCUGUGGGCUGGCUCUAAGAGCCUUUUCCCCAGCAGGACAUUAAUAGACAUUAACACUCUCGGACAAGAAGUGUUGAUGUGUGGUUUAUAAUGUUAGCACCCAGUUAGGCAGGUAUAACACAUGCUGUAGGAAUCUUGUACCAACACAUGUGUGUGUUGAGUCAGAUUAAUGAGAACCAUAAAAGGAGAGACAUUUCACUUGAGCUGGGGACCUCAUCCUAUCCUUUUACCAAGUAAACCAGUGCUCAGCUGGGUGGCAGUGUCCUGGUGGGAUGUUUUCAAUAUUAGCAUAAGGAGGAUAUUUGAAAGUUUUGUUUUGCUUUGUUGUUAUGUGAUCAUGAAGCCCAAACUGUUAGUCAGUACAGCACAUUCAAACUCCUUUUCAUCUAGUACUGUUUGGCUCAGAGGAAAGGAAACUUUCACGAUAUUCACAACUACACUAUGGGGCAAAAGUUAUUAUUUUCCUCUCUCAGAUUUACCUGACCCUUCUUCAAGUGUUUCUGAAUGAUUCUGAGACACUUUCUGGUUUACUUUGUAAAUGGGGCAAUGAAGCAUUCUUAUCUCCUGACUGGUUCUCCUUAGAGAAUUCUCAAAGCCUUUUAAAAUUGUGUGUUUUUCUGGGGCAGCCUUGAAAGUCCCAGGAGUGAAGUUGCCAUCUGUCCUUUAUAUUAAAAGAAUCUUCUGUAUUGUAUACCUGAUGUGCUUGUCCCAGAGAUAGAUAUUGUUAAUUAAAGGACAGCAUUUGUCCUUUAUCUGAAAUAACUCUCUUGCCUGAAUAACAGUUUCCCAAGCCUUAGGAAACAGGUAAGGACAUUCGGCCCAGAGCCCUGAUGUUUACUAAAGGUCCUUGGUCCAGGAGCUGUCCCUCAGCCUUCACUAGAUCAGACAUGUAGACUAGAAAAUUACUUGCUUAUUUUUUGGGGGGGGCUUGUUUUCUAUUAAUUCAUCUACCAACAUUAUGGCCUUUUGCAUGCGUGUAAGUAAAUGAACAUAAUAUAUACUGUCAUUGGUAGUUUGUGCUUUUUUUGUGGCGACUCACAAACAGCGAGUUCCCAGACAUUCUCACCACACUGCAUCUUUAUGCAAUAGAUGUGACAGGACCUAUAUCCUCCAGUGUCACCUCUCUACUACUGCACACUCUCUGUUUCUAUACCUUCUGCCCCUGGGAAAAGAAAAAUGCAAACAUCUGCCUACAGCAAACAGAGCCAGAGUUCUGCCAGGUGAUAGCUAGAAUAUGUAUAGGGAGAAAGAAAGCCUCGCCCGUAACCUGCUCUAUCUCUGUCUCAGGAAACGCAGAAAAUAAUUUGUCUCUGUAAUAUAGAAAAGCAGUUAGGGUAACGUGGCUGUGAACUGCUGCCUAAAAGUGUGCUGUGUGCUCGCCUCUGUAGUUGCUAAGCACGGAGGAGGAGGCUAGCCAGGGCCUUGCCACAGACUAACUUCAAGAAAAGAGGAAAAGAGUGCACCAGCAGACUCUGGACUGAGGAGCAUGUCCAACGGAGGAGGCGAGGUGUGGCCAAUGGUUCUUUUGUUGAUAAGAAAGACCCUGAAAUUGCCUGUUGCAUGGUGAGGAGAGUAGUAGAUUGGACCGUAAUUUUCUGGUGACCUAACAAACCAAACUAAAGCUCAAGUUUAAUAGGCAAUGAUUCCCGUUUAAAAGGGAAUUCAAAUUAUUUACAGUUCUCCAUCAUCAUUUGCCUCCCUUAAUCAUAUGGACUAGGAAUUGGGCAGGUGACAUACAAGAGGGAAGCCGACUUGGGUGAAAAACAACAGGGGCUGGGCGCGGUAGCUCAAGCCUGUAAUCCCAGCACUUUGGGAGGCCAAGGCGGGUGGAUCCCCUGAGGUCAGGAGUUCGAGACCAGCUUGGCUGACAUGGAGAAUCCCCAUCUCUACUAAAAAUACAAAAAUAAGCCGGUUGUGGUGGUGGGCGCCUAUAAUCCCAACUACUCGGGAGGCUGAGGCAGGGAGAAUUGCUUGAACCUGUGAGGCAGAGGUCAUAGUGAGCCGAGAUUGCACCAUUGUACUCCAGCCUGGGCAACAGGGCGAGACUCCAUCUCAAAAAAAAAAAAAAAAAGAAAAGAAAAAAGAAAAAGACAACAGGGAUGGUGGUGGGUAUGGCAAACAGGUGGGCACUUAUGCUGUCUACAAGGGACAGUUGCUUCCAACUCCAAACAGUUAUUACCUUACAGAGGUGUGGGCCCAGGAUUGCAAGACUAGAUUUUUCGGUGAAAGCCGCCAGUGUGACACUUUUUGAGUUUUCAGUGUUGGCAGAUAAUUCACUGUUUUAAAACAUGCAGAUAAAACUCAACUGUAGUUGGAUGUACUUUACGGGUUGCUAGUUUGCACACACUUAUAUACAUAAUGCAGAACAUAAGUGGGAAUAUUCUAAAUAAUAGACAGUGUGGAAACUUUUCUUAAUAAUAGUAAGAAACUGAGCCCCAAACAACUAUUAAUAUGUUUAGAUGUUUCCCUUUGGGUCUUUAUUUACUGCAUAUACAUUUUAUAUACAUGUUUUAAAAUAGUUGUAAUCAUAGGAGCCUGUGAUUUUUCACUUACUGUUAGAAGCAGUUUCUUUAUAUGAUUUAUAAUGGCUACUGGAUAUUCCAUGUAGAGGAUGUAUUACAAUAUGCAAAAUCAUUUCCUUAUUGUUGGACCUUUAAGUUGCUUUUGAUUUAACAUAGUUAUAAGUAAUGCUGCAAUUACAUAUUUGCUUAUACCGCUUUCUCCUUUUUUUGGAUUAGAUCCUUAGAAUCUAAAAGGAAGAUUACUAAGUCAAAAGAUAUGAACGUUUUUAUGGCUUUUGGUACAUAUUACCAGAUUGCUUUCCAAAAGCGUUGCACCAAUUUACACUGCAAUCAGCAAAGUAUACAUUUAUCCUUGAAGCAUUAUUAUAUUUUUGAGGUUUUUCCUUCUAAACUGGUAGGUGAAAAUUGGACUUCAUUGAUGUUUGAGUUUGCAUUUCUUGAGGUUUUCCCGUUAAUCUGUCGACUAAUUGUAUUUGUUCUUACAACAUCUGUAUUUUCUAAGGUUAAAUUUUGUGGAGGUUUUGUUUGCUUUGUGUAUAUGUGUGUAUUUUUAAAGUUCUCUUUAUAACAAUUGAUAAAUAAUUUGGGAACAGCCCCCUUGGCAAGGCCUUCCUCUAGGGGACCCCCUGUCUCAGCAGUGCUGCAGCUGCUACUUUUAACUGUGUGUUAACUCGGAGUUGGGCCAGGGCCUAAGCAGGAUCCCCUUCCCGAAGAGGGGCUCUUUUGUGUCUGGUGAACCACAAGCUCAGGGCUGUAUCUGCCAAUAUGUUUUUGGCAGAAGCCAUCUAAUAAAAUCCCAUCCGCGCUGUUCUAUGAAAUGCAGUCACAAAUUUGGAUGAUGAUUGCCUGAUGCCAUAUUUUGGUAACAGCUAAUCUCCAUGUCUUAGAUGGUUUUUAUUCAUUGCCUCCCCCCUUCCCUCCUUCACCACUCUGCUUGGUGCAUGUUUUAACGACAAAUGAUGUAUAAUCUGAGUUUCAUGUAGCAUGGUCUAAUGGAAAGGCACUGAGCCAGUCAUAUGGAGACAGGGGUCCUAUUAUUGGCACUGCCCUUUGCUUAAUAAUAGCUUAACAACUACAACAAAUAUUUAUCCUGUGCUGAAAUGCUCUUUCAGCAUUCUUCAUGUAUUCUUGAAUCUUCCUAACAGUCCUGUUAGACAAUAUUAUUAUCCUCGUUUAGGUGAGGAAACUAAGGCUCGGAGUAUUGGAAAUUUCCAGUACUUGUAUUGGAAAGUAUGAUAUUGGACAAGUAUUUUCAAUACGUGUGUUGAAGAUAUUGGAAAUACUUGUCCAAUAUCAUCCUUCAUCUCUCUGAACUAAAAAUGAGUUUUUUAUUUCUAGUAAUCUGUCUCCCCAUCUGCAAAAUGGAGUUGCUUCUCUUCAACUCAGAAUGGUGGCAUGGAACUAAAAUGAUGCCAUGUAGAUAUUAAGUUGCCUUGAGUAUUGAAAUCCAAGACAAUAAAUUGGUAAUAAUAUGUAGUUAUUAACUAGUUCACCUCUGUGACUCUCAGCUUCUUCAUUAAUUAAAUGUAGGGACUGAACCAGAUUCAUUUCAUUGGUUACUUUCAGCUAUCACAUUUUCCCAUCAGCCACAGACUCAAAUGUUGGUGGAUAAAGCCUGCGUGGUUCCCAGAGGCUGUGCAUACUGCCUACAUUUCAAUCAGCUCUACAUUUUAGGUACAUCCAUCCCUCUCAGCUAGUGUUCUUAGGAAGAAAAUGCAAACUUUUAGGAAGGAGAAAUCUCACUCUUCAGUGUUUGUGGAGAGUGCAGGGAAAUUCUCUUAAUGGAAUAGUAGAGAUACCAUUGUCUGACAGCCACUGUAAAGCCAUAUGGAGCUGCUUGCUUUUGGCUCUGGAGAUAUUGUGACCUCUUAAAAUAUAUUUUUCUAAAAAAGGAACAUGCCUUAUUUCUGUUUUUCUUUAUACUUCAUCCCCAGGUAGGAAUUUAACCAAGAUGGUUAACGGAGAAAGUAAGGCAUUGACUCAGCUCCAUACAAAAAUGCAUUCUGGCUUGUUUGCAUAAAUAUCACAGAAAAAUAGGGGUUCAGGAUCCCAUAUGGCACUUAGCCUCCUAAGCAAAGAUCAUCAGCCAUAGACAAGAAGCAGGUGGCCUGGCAUCGAGAGCAGAGGUUAUUUUUGCUGCUGGGCUCCCGCCAUUUCAGAGUUUAACAGUGGCAAGUCUACUCAGCAGGAGGCUGACCCCAGAUGCUCUCCCCUUGUCGGACAUGGAGCCGUCCCAUGUCCCACCUCCACUGCUGGGAGUAAACCUGAUCAAAUCUAGGCCACAGUUAGACUCCCAGAUAAGUCUCUGUUUAAGCUUAUUCCCAUUUGCUACUUAAAUACCACUUCCAAAUCUGAUUCAUUUGGGGUGAAGUCACAGACUUAAUUGUUCACCCAUCCUGGGUGGCUCUUGAAAGCCUGUGAUAAUGAUAUCUUGGCAUUUUCUUUUAGGUGAACCCUAGUGCAACAGGUUGGAAAGGGCUAGUUUUGAGGAUAGUGUUAGAGACCAGAGGUGUGGAAACCUGGAUUCUGCCUCUGGUUCUGCCUCUCCCUAGAGCUCAGUCUCACUGUGUGUAAUAUGAAGAGAUUUGGACCGUGUCUGGGGUUUCAAAUUCAGUUGCCAACAGGGAAGUAUAAAAAAUGAAUGAGAAGGGAAAAGAAAGGAAGAGGGAGACCCAGUGGAAAGGUGCAUGAGGGAACUUUGGGGCGAGUGUGAAAAUGCAUAUCGUGAUUGGUUGAUGGUUAUAUGGGCAUAUACAUUUUUCAAAACUUGUAGAACUUAUACUAAAGAUCUGUCCACUUUACCGUAUGUAAAAUAAGUGUAAAAUGAGUGAAAUGGACUAGGUAGUAAACUGCAGAGCAUAUACCUCAUUUAAAAGGGGCGAAUGAUAAGCUCUAGCCAAUGGCUUCUCUUCAGAAUAGAGGCCCAGUGUUGCUACAUUUUCAAGUAAAGCCAGAAAUUCACAUAUUUAUAUAAAAUCUCAGGAUAUGUAGAUUUAUGGGCCCUGCUUGGUCAAACAAAAUGCCAGUUUUGUGAUCUCUGAACUUUGGGCUUCUUAAUUUGAGUCUGAGGAUCAUUUUAGCUUCAACAUUGGAUGAUGCCGACUUGCGGUGAGACCUCAGACAAAAAGAUUAAACUUGCCUACACCUCAGUUUUUUUCACCUGUAAGAUGUUGAUAAUUCAUGACUAAUAGUACAGGGGUCUGAUGAAGAGCAUAUGAGGUACCUUGUACAAAGCCACUUUGAAACAUGAAUAAAUAACAUAAAAAUGCAAGUCACUAUUACCUUUUUUAUUAUUAUAAAGAAUUAUUUCCGUUUUUAGAAUUGUUAUUGUUCAGAAUUGAAGCACUAAACUUAGUAAAGAUGGCUAAUAAAAACAUCAAGAUUCACCAUGAGUAAAUGACUUGCCUGCAAAUGAUCAUGCAAACCUUUCACUAUCCUUAGAGGGGAAUGUUUCUGUUGUGUGUGACAAGAAGAAAAGGCAUUUCAUUUGUACAGCUACUCAUAUAAAUUGCAAAAACCAUGGGAGCUGAAGUCCAAGGUACAGCAAUAGCAUAUAACGAAAUGAACUUGAUGCUGUAUUAAAGAUUCUUUGUCACACGCACUCACUGCCUAGGAGUCGUAAUGCUCCCAGCCUUGUCACUGACAUUUUGUGAACAAGCAGCCUGUAUUGGAUGGUGAUAAAUGGAUUAUCUUAAAUGUCAUUCUGCACUGUUUUAGAGUUGCAAAGAGAGUUUUGAUAUUGAGUUUUUGGUUAGUAUAUUCUGUAUCAAUCCUUUCUGAUGAAAUAAUCUCCUCAAGUUACAUCCAGAAAUGUCAAAGUUGCUUAUUUCUUCAAUCACCCAUAGCAAUGUUUCCAUUACAACGUAUGCAGAGAAGAUUGUGUAAUAAUGUCAAACUAUUUAUAGAAACAUUUCCUAGGAAUCUCUACUCUCCUUGAGUUGUUUGUGUAUUUAAUACUAGAGAUUUGUUUUUAUAUGUAUAUAUAUAUUUCUAUUUCUAAAUUGACUUCAGCUGAGGAUGUUGUACUUUAGUUUUUAUAUAGAGCACAUUGAAAACUUGGUAAUAUUAGCAUUCGACAACUAAAACUAAAGCCACGCUAACAUUUUGUAAAUAGAAAGAGUCACGUAUUUUGGUUUUAAAUAUUGUAAGUUUUUUUUUUUUUGGUGUUGCAGUUGCAGCUGUGUCCUAAAGGUUGUAAGGUUGUUAUAUUCAUAACAAAUUUAAACCUAUUUAUUUAGUCUAAAGUAGUAUGGAAUACUUUGCCCAAAGAAGUUUUCAUAUUUAUUUUAUGCUAAUUUCUCCAUUAUUUUAUCUUUAAUAUUUUUUGACUUUCCAAAUUUAAUACAAUUAUUGCUAUUACACAGAAUUUAGUCAUUUGUAUAAAGAUUUGGUCUGGUGGACUUGUGUGGAAAGAAGCACAAAAUAGAUUUUGAAAGCAUAUCUCACAUUUUACUUGGCAAAGUUAUUCUAAAUAUUGGCUUUCUUCCCUAAAGAUAAGAUCUUUCUAGAUACAGAUAUUGAAAAUACUCAGUUAGCAUAUACCGAGUGGCUCCCUUCAGACUCUCUGUACUCUACGAAUCUUACCCUCAUCCUGUCAUUCUACAGUCCUCAAAAAAAAAAGACAUGUAAUUUAUAUUUUAAAAAUCCAAACAAUAUAAAUAAUAUUAGAUUGGACCAUAUAAAAUUACUAUUUUUUGUAGAUCCAAACAGUCACAUAGGAGCAAUUUUAUGUGGCUCACCCAAGCAAUGAAGAUUUAUAUUGUAUUUACUACAUGCCAAACAUGUGCUGGAUGUAUAUGAAUUCAUAUACUGAUUAUAGCAACCCUAUGAGUAGGUGCUAUUAUUUCCCCUAACCUACAGAUGAAAACUUUGAGGCACAGAUUGAUUAAGUAAGUAUCAGAACCAGGCAGCCUGCCACCAGAGUCUUUGCUGAUCAUCAGGACUCUGUGCUACCUCUCCAAAAUAGCAAAGUUCCCUGGCUCUCCCACCCCAGUGUAGUGCUUUUCACUGUAAAAAUUUAAUGAUGUCUUUCAUCUUACAUGUCUUAAUGUGAUAUUCCUUUCAGCUAUUCUAAUCAAAUAUAUUAUUCUUUUCUCUUACAGUUUUUGUGCAUUAUAUCUUUCUUAAGAUCAACUUUCUUUAAAAACUAUGUUUUUAAAGAAAUUCACUUUAAUGGAAUUCUGAUGCUUUCAUAGUUUUGUUUUCAGUGUUUACCUAUUUAAUCCACCUGAACUUUACUUUUGUGACUGGUUGUUGAGUAGGGAUUAACUUUAUUAUUAGGUUUUCAAAUGGACGGGCAAUUGGCACAACACCUUUUAUGGAAUAAACCAUUCUUGCCUCCACUGAUUUGAAAAGACACUUUUAUCAUAUACUAAAUUUGCAGAAAUUUAUGUGUCAGGUUUUUUUUUGCCUAAUUACCAAAACUUUGUGUGUUUUUAGAUAUUAUAGGGCCUUCCCUCCUCCAUUUUCUUUUUAGAAAAUUUCGUUAACUGUUUUCAUGCCCUUUUUGUCAGAUGAAUCUUAGAUUCCGAUAGUCAGAUUCCAUAAAAAAUUUUAAAUCCUGUUGGCAUUUUAAUAUAAAUGCAUUGAAUUUAUAGGUAUAUAUGUUGGAGAAUUUUUUAAAUGUCACCUCAUCUAUUAACAUGUUUUAUUUCUUCAUUUAUUUAUGUCAUCUUUUGUGUUCUUAAAUGAGUUUUAAAAUUUUCUUCACAUUCUCCUUUAUUUCUAGAUAUUUGUGUUUAUUGCUGUUGUAAUGGAAUUACAGAUAUGUCUGGUAGCUGUUGAGUUUUUGCAUUCAUAUAGUUACCUUACUAAAUUUUAUUAGUUCUGGUAGUUUUUCAUUUGAUUCUUCUGGAAUUUCUAAGUAAGGAAUUAAAUAAUCCAAAAUAAAAUGAUGUUGCCUUUCUCUCUCCAAUGUACUUUUGUUGGUCUCUUUUUCCUGUCUUGGCUGAUAUUUUUUGGAAUAAUGUUAACUAGUAGUAGGGAUAAUAGGCACCCUUUGAUUUUUUUUCCUGUUGUUAAUUAGGAUAUUUCAAAAGUUUUGCAGUUAACCUGGAGAUUUGCUGAGAUUUCUGAUCAAUAUCCUUUAUUAAGUAAAAUAAUUCUUAUUCUCUUUAAUUCUCUUUAAUGGUUGUUGCAUUUAAUCAGAUAUUGUUUUGAGGGGAGGAGGUUAUCUACUGAGAUGAUGACAUGGGUUUUCUCCUUUGUUCUUUAAAUGUGGCCUAUUACAUUAUUGGAUCUUAUAUUGUUGAAUCAUCUUUCCAUUUCUGAAAUAGAGCUUACUGUAUCUUGAGGUAAUAUAUGCAGGAACUUAAUUUGGUGACAUUUUAUAUAUAAUUUUCUAUAGGUGAUAUUUUUCUAUAGCAGUAUUUUCUGAUGCUCUCUGACCCUGGUUAACAGGUCUCAGUAGAACUCAUUCAUUCCUAACAUUUCUGUGAUGUUACUGUUUUGAAGCUUAUCCAAAGCUUGAUUGGCUUUUGAUUAUUUUAGCAUUAAGGCUUUUGCAUGCAAUUUCCCUCAAAUCUUUGAAGUUUAUUUCUGUUUAUAGCUUUCCUUAGGAAAGGCAUGAGUUUACUCUUUCAACUUUUUUGCUCUUGCCUCCUAUCUUCUUUAUGGGGAGAGAGUAUACAUAUUUCUUUGAAGCAUGAUGAGUAUAAAUAUUUCUUUGACAUCUUUAUGAAACCUGGAAUUGUCUCUUUUCAUUUGGAAAGAAAUAAACUUUUCUUGCUCAUCAUUCUUUAUGCAUAAAACUAUAGUUUUAGUUAGUCCUGAUUUAUAUGCAGUGUUCCCCUAGAAAGAGAUAUUUAUUUAUUUAUUUAUAGACAGGGUCUUGCUUUGGUGUUCAGGUUGGAAUGCAGUGCUGCAAUCAUAGCUCACUGCAGCCUCAAACUCCUGGGCUCAGAGGAUCCUCCUACCUGUCUCCCAGGUAGCAAGUACUACAGGCAUGCACCACUAUGACUGGCUAAUUUUUAAAAAAAUUUUUUUUGUAGAGAUAGGGGUCUCACUGUAUUGCCCAGGCUAGAUAUUUAGUAUUUUAUAAUGAGAAACAGUGAGGUUAGAGAAGACACUAUUGUUUCAUUUUAUGCAUGUAUGUCACCCUUGGCAAAUAUCACUAAUCUCGAUGCACAUUUUCCUUCUAAACUUGUAUAUAGCCUUCUUAACAUGGCACACCAAAUAGUUACUACCAAUUGAUUGGUACUUGCAAUUUAAAUGAGACCUAUUUGCACCCCCUAGUAUGGAAACAGCAGUCUUUGGAUGCCAGGAGUCCUAAGCUUUCAGUCUCUAAUUUGCAGUGUGAAACAUCAAGCUAUUUCAAAAUUUAAUCUUAGUUUUCACAGCUAUACAAUGAAGAGAUUAAACUGGAUAAUAUAAUGGAUUUUCUGAUUCUGUUUACAUAUGCUCCUUCAUUAUUUCAGGGCCAAACAUCGUUUUAGGUUUUGUAAAUUACGACUAAACUGUGUAUUUGUAACUUUAUUAUUACUAUUUUGUUGUUUUCUUGUUCAUUUGUGGUUUUGAGAUUGUAAAUACAUCUGCCAUUUAGCUAAUUCUCUUUUGUGGCCAAGUACUUUUUCUUACUUUUAAAAUUAAUAAAGGCUCAUUGUAGAAAAUUUGAAAAUUGUAGAAAAGCACAAAAGGAAAAUAAAAAUUACCCAUAAUCACCGGGUGCGGUGGCUCACAUCUGUAAUCCCAGCACUUUGGGAGGCCAAGGUGGGUGGAUCAGUUGAGGCCAGGAGUUUGAGACCAGCCUGGCCAACAUGGUGAAACCCCUUCUCUACUAAAAAUACAAAAAUUAGCUAGGCAUGGUGGCACACGUGCCUGUAAUCCCAGCAACUCGGGAGGCUGAGGCAUGACAAUUGCAUGAACUCAGGAGACAGAAGUUGCAGUGAGCUGAGAUCAUGCCGCUGCACUCCGGCCUGGGAGGUAGAGCGAGACUCUGUCUCAAAAAAAAACCAAAAAAGUACCCAUAAUCCUACCACCCAGAAGGUUAACAUUUGGUUAUGAUUAGAAAUAUUUCUGUUUUUAAAAUCGUUAUACUCUUUUUCAUAGAAUAUUAUUACAUACAUCACUGAAAAAUAAUUUUCCUCAAUAUAUACAAUCAUUUAUUUUUAUCAUAUCUCUUUAGGGUUUCACUUUUAAAUAUUAUGACAGACAUCCUUUUAUAAGAAUCUUUGAGGCUUUCUUGAACAGAUUCCUAGAUAUGGAAUUACUAGGUAAAGGAGAGUGUACAUUGUAAGUUCCUAACAAAUUACAGGUUCUUGAAAAAUAUAUCUGGAAUGGAUGUUUGAAUAAAAUAUUGCCAAUUUGAUUUCUAGAAAGAUGGACCAAUUUACAGAUUCAUCAAGAGAGAAUGCCUCUCCCAUCUCAAGUUUGGCAGCAUGGAAUAUUACAGUUUGAAAACAUCUUUUCCAAUUUUAUGGACUAAAAGUAACAGAAUUUCUUUAUCACUACUGUGAUUGGAUCUUUUUUAUGUUUAUGGCUGUGUGUGUGUGUGUGUGUGUGUGUGUGUGUGCGCGCGUGUGUGAAUUUCUUGUCCUCUACAUUUUCCCCUUCCUUUUGUGGCGUACAUGUUAACUGUUAACAGCUGCAGUGCCUAUGAGCUCAUUAUCAAAGUGUUGCUCCAUAAUUUACAAUUAUACCUAACUUUGGGGGCAAAAUCCCAAUUUGGAGGUCAAAAAGAGACCAAAGUCUCUGUACAUCUCACAUGACUUUACUUGCAUUAACUUUGCCUUCCUAAAUUACAGUCUAUAAUUAAGAAGUGCUAGUCUCCUGGCCAGCUCUUAUGGUUAUUUUUGAAGCUCCUUGGGUGCUUGCACCCUUCCAGAGGGCUGUUACUUUGCCCCCUCUCUGGAAGCUCAUUUGCUUCCACAGGAAGCCUUAAGCCAAAGCACAUUGGCUUAUUCAAUCUGGUGUCUGGAUCUUAAAACCUGGCUUCUCAGUUUAUGAUGCUCACCAGUAAAACACUCAUGGCUCUUCUUGCCAUGAAGCGAACCAGGCUUGCUUAGCUUAGCUUCAUGUGUGGCCUUCGUGAAUCAAAAUAAGAAGAAGGUAGAACUAGUCCCACCCUUAAGUCAAGAAGAACUGGUUAGUCAUGAAGUGAAGCCACAUGACUUUGCUCUUUUCUAUUAUGUCUUCUAAUUGUUUCUGACAAGAAUCCCUGGAUUUCUCUCACACUCUUCUAGCUUGAUGCUAUUGGGCUCCUUUUACCGAACAAUUGUGAAAUUAGUAACUAACCUCUGCUUGCUGAUGAGAUUGUUUGACAGCCGUUUGCUACCUGGAAACCAGAAUGGCUGGAAAGAGACCUGUUUAUGCAUUUUUCAUGUUAAAUGCUAGGCAAAGAGGUUAUACCCUACAUGUGGACUCUAAGCUAAGGAAGCUGACACGUGGGGAGGGAAAAGGGCUGAAAUCCAAUGCAUACGCCCCUCUUCAAUCCUGGGAGAUUGUAUUUGCCCGUCAGAGGCACCUUUUUCUAAUUUGCCCAGAGGUGCUGAAAAGGCGGCUGAGGCCCUGCUCAACUGCCUGAACAACUUACAGAAGCACCUCUCCUUCCAACCAGGUUAGGAUCCAAAAAGCUGUAUGUAAAACCUCUUGUUUAUAAAUCCAAGGUGGCAUUAAGCAGCCACUGGGAGUAUGAUCUGUUAGGGACAGGCUUUUGCUCCAGUAUUUAGGCUUGUUCUUAUCAGUAAAUCUAAAUAGAAAGUUCCUAAGUAAAGAAGCUUCCGUAUUUAAAUAGCUCAAAAUACGACAGCCUUAUUUUUUUAAUAGCGGCAUUGUUUCUCUUUCCCAAAGCAACCAUAACUGAGACAGGAUUAGAUGCAAAAACCACUUGCUGAUACAGUUUAGAAUUGCAAAAUUCUAAAUUCCAACAGAUUCAUAUUAUACACAAGUAUAAACAGAGUGUAGCCAGUUUUCCUCAAAGAGAUAACAUGGGUUCUCCACAGUAUUUUUGACCCAACAAGCCAUUAUUAAAUUUGGAGAGAAAUUUUUGCCUGGGAACCUUGGCUCACACCUGUAAUCCAGCAUUUUGGGAGGCUGAGGCAGGAGGAUCACUUGAGGCCAAAAGUUUUGAGACCAGCCUGGGCAGCAUAGCAAUGCUCUGUCCAUACAACAAGUUUAAAAAUUAGCUGGGUAUGGUGGUGUGUGCCUGUAGGCCCAGCUAAUCAGAAGGCUGAGGCGGGAGGAUCGCGUGAACCCAGGAGGUUGAAGCUGCAAUAAGCCAUGGUUGUGCCACUGCAUUCCAGCCUAGGCAACAGAGCAAGACCCCAUCUCUAAAACAAAUGGGAGUAGAGUUCUAAUGGCAUCCAAAGGUAAAGGCCCAUAUUCCCUGGUGUUCCCCAAAUCAUUGCAACAAAAAAGCAAAGCCAUUUACCCUCUAAGUAAUGUCAGUAAACAAUGAAGGAAAACCUGAAGCCUUCCUGCUUAAGAGCCAUUCUGAGGCCUGGCAUGGUGGCUCACGCCUGUAAUCUCAACACUUUGGGAGGCCAAGACGGGCGAAUCACCUGAGGUCAGGAGUUUGAGACUAGCCUGGCCAACAUGGUGAAACCCCAUCUCUACUAAACAUGCGAAAAUUAGGUCCGGGUGCGGUGGCUCACACCUGUAAUCCCAGUACUUUGGGAGGCCGAGGCGGGCAGACCAUCUGAGGUCAGCAGUUUGAGACCAGCCUGGCCAACAUGAUGAAACCCUAUCUCUACUAAAAAUACAAAAAAUUAGCCGAGCGUGGUGGCAGGCACCUGCAAUCCCAGCUCGUCAUGAGGCUGAGGCAGAAGAAUCGCUUGAACCUGGGAGGCGGAGGUUGCAGUGAGCCAAGAUCGCACCACUGCACUCUAGCCUGGGCAACAAGAGUGAAGCUCUGUUUCCAAAAAAAAAAAAAAAAAAUUAGCUGGGCAUGGUGGCAUAUGCCUGUAAUUCCAGCUACUCAGGAGGCUGAGGCGGUAGAAUCAUUUGAACCCAGGAGGUGAAGUUUGCAGUGAGCCAAGAUUGUGCCACUGCACUCCAGCCUGGGCGACAGAGCGAGACUCUGUUAAAAAAAAAAACAAAAAACAAGACAUUCUUAGCUUCAUUUCAAUAUCUCCAUCCUAAGCCUUAGAGAAAACUUCAGUCCUCACCUCACCACAUUCUGUUAUUAGAAGGCAUUAAGAAGGAGGUGUUCUAAGUUCUUCUCAACCUUAUUGAGGAUGAAGGUGAAGGGUUGUACCCUUACAAUAGGGCAUGGUAUACCUCCAAUACACCUCUUUUCUUUUGUCUGCCCAUGUUUGUGACUAUGAUGUCCUAAAGCACUUUAUGUGAGACUUAGAUUUUCUUUUUUCAUGGUGUAAGUUAAAUAUGAAGUAAUCUUGAUUAGGCCUUUUGUUCACAGAACCAAUGAACUGAUGAAAACCUUGAUGAUAUUCAUGUGUCUAAUGUUAUCAUCGGAGGGGUUUCAGUGAAACAGCUUAACUUUAGGUUCAGAGAGGUUUCAUUCUCACACCAGAUCCAGAAGUUACUAUUAUAAUACCUGCUUGCAUGAACUUGUUCAUGGUACUCACUGGUACAAAUUUAUGGCUUCAAGUGAUAGAAUGCUCAGUAAUAUUGCCCUCUUGGAAGCUGUGCCCAAGAAACUUAGUUUCCUAACUGGGCUCUGCAGCUGUUGAAACUUCAUCACCUUUCACCUGAAUCUCUACAAUGCUUUGCAAAUGAGGAGCUGGUGAGAAAAAUAUGCAGCUCGAAGCUGGCAAAGUUUUAAGUGGGUAAAGCUUGCAGUGUUAAGAUCAUAGCCCCAAAUUACUUAAGGGCUUCUGCUAACAUGAAAAUAAGACUCUUGACUGCUGAGAGAUUGGAUAUUCAGAUAGAUUUUUUUAUGAAGGAAAUAAAUAUUUCAACAUGCAAACACUACCCAAGCGGGUAGUGAUGCUUCAAAACAGGGUCAGAGGUCAGGUUUUUUUCUGUUUGUGUUUUUUGGGAUGGCUCCAAGUUUAAAGGUAUUACACAUCACUACCUACCCCGAGCCUCACAUGGUAAAGUAAUUACUGCUAGCUAGCGGAAAAUAUGUACAUUCAUUUUUAUUUCCAAAGAUCCUGAGAUUUCUCUCUGCGCUUUUUGUGGUCCUCAUUAUAAAAAAUAUAUCAUGAAGAAUGAUGGUUUUUCUCCAUCCUAACGGUAAAAGAGUCAAGCUGAAAAUGCAUGUCUGAUACUCAACUUUUUUAACAAACUUAAUUUUGGAGGAAUAAAUAAGCAUAGAAUGUAUUUAUUCUUUAGAGAAUAGUAGAGUUCAUUUUUAUAGUUUGCCUUUAAAACAUGCAACAGACCCCUAGGGUAUUGGAUAAUUUUUAGAGGAGAUGCUGACCUGGUGGUCAGCCAUUUUGACGGAACUGGGGCCCAGGAUAUCUUCAGGCAAGCAUAAAGAUGUGUGGCAUACAUUGUUCUGAAACUUAAACACUGACUUUCUCAGUGGAGUGGAAUUUGGGUGACUGUUGGAAUUGCUAAACAGGACUUAGAGUUUCAGAAACCCUUUUCUCUCUGCCUUCAAGUAGGGAAAAUAAUUAUUUGCUGAGCAAUUAAUUCGAAUUCACAAACACACACACACACACACAUCAGAUAUGGUAAGCUCAGAUCUCUGCAGAAGCCGGCAGGUAAUGUCAACGAGUGAAGCAGGGGUUGGUGUAAUACAUUAGGGAGUUGUGGGGACAAGAAAGAACUAGAAAGCACACCCCCGGUCUAAGAGGACAACCAGCACUCUGCUCCCAGCCAGCUGCUGCCAUGAGAGAAUAUGGGCCCACUGUUGUGUACGGCUCAGGGUUUUUGUUUUCUGUUUUUCCAAAAGAAGCCAGAAAUCCAGAUGUUUGUAUGAAAGGUAUUUUUAUAAAAAUUUUGACAACUAAUAUAAAACACUAUUUGAAAAUGUAUUUGAGGGCUAGCUUUGGCCUACAAGCCACUAGGUUGUAACUUCAGCUUUCAAAAAUUGCAAAAGGUAGAGCCAGCUGCUUAGUGGCCAUACCUUCUCAUUCUCCAAGGGAGGUGUUUGGAGCCUGGUGCAUUCUAAACAAUGACUGUUCUGUGGCUUAAAACCCUAUUGUGAAGAACACAGUUACUCUGAAAUUGAGGGCAGCUUGUCUCAUUUAUAUCAUUUCUUUUUAGUGACACAGAUCCUUCGUUAAGGCCAACUUUUAAGGGAGUCAAGUUGCAGAAAAGUUUACAGGGCAUAACCACCCUCACCUUGCUUUUCUUACUGACUUUUAACCAUCACAAAGUAAUUACUUUCCCUCCUCUAUCCCUCCCUUGGAAUGGGUCUUUUUUUUUUUUUUUUUUUUUUUUUUUGACUCACUCUCUCGCCCAGGCUGGAAUACAAUGAUGCCAUGAUGGCUCACUGCAGACUCGACCUCCCCAGCUCAAGUGAUCCUCCCACCUCAGCCUCCUGAGUAGCAGGGUCUACAGCGCCCACCACGAUACCUGACUACUUUGUAUUUUUUUGCAGAGACAGGGUCUUGCCAUGUUGCCUAGCCUGGUCUCAAACUCCUGGGCUCAAGCCAUCCUCCUGCCCCAACCUCCCAAAGUAUUGGGAUUACUGGCGUGAGCUACUGUGCCCAUCCAGAAUGUGUUACUUUUUAAAGUACAUUGUGAGGCAGGACAGUAUUCACAUUGCCUUUCCCAGAGCCCCUAAAGCAUCAACUGAAGAUGGUGUCCCUACUGCAGUCAAACAGAAAUGCUGAGUAAUGACUGGUUUAAUAAUGAUCAGAUAGACGAGAAAAGGCCUUGACUAAGUCAGUGAUAUUGGGAUAUGAUUAUUUUAAUUAUUUUAAUAUUGAUUCUUUUGGUGUCUUUUGGAUUGUUUAGCUGUCGCUUUUUCUCUUGGCUUUUGAGGUUUCAGGACACGGAGUAAAAUGAUGGAAAUGUGUUUGUUUUUCAGGGCAGAGAGGAGUGUUGGUAAGUAGAGAAAUUACAUUGUGUCCUCAGCUGCCAUUGAUGUCCUUCCAAAUAGGUGAAGUUUAGUUUAAAACCUGCCGUUAAUUUCUGGCCUCUGGCAAGAGUGGUACAAGGUUACCUGUUUGUUCCAGUAUGUGUAGGGAGGGGCUGGGGGUUGGGGAGAGAGAAGGGUGGCAAUUAGUCAAUGACAUUUAUGACCCAUUUAUAAAAUACAAAUGAAAUAAUUGGUUACAAAAUCAUGACAAGCCUUCACUUGUCUUUUACAAACUUGUUCUCAACACACUGUGAAACUUAAUGGACACCCUUUGUAGAAAGUGAGGAACAACAGCCAUUCUGAAGAGACCGAUUCAAAGCGUUCAACCUGAGACUAGCUGUGGUGGCGAAGAUUCUCUGAGUAUGUUUCUCAUUCUCAUCUCAGAUACCCGCAUUAUUAUCGCAGAUCCAGAGGCAGGGAAUUUGUAGAUUCCUCAGCCAGGGAAUUGCCACAGUUUUGGUGUAGGAUGACCAGACAUGAGAAAGAAAAAAAUUUUCCCACAAAUCUUUAAAUGCAUGGGACCCUUUGGGGUCUUUGCUGAGAUUAGAGCACUGUGUGUUUAUAAAUAAAAGAAGAAUAAACAAAGGCAGCAUGCACUGGCAGUCCCCUCCUUCCUGCCCUGUUAAAAUGCUGUGUGAGGUGGCAUCGAGAAAAUGAACGCCAAGGUUGACACCAAAUGUAGGGCCCGAGUGAUUUUUCUGUUUUUCAAAUCCGCUGUCAGUUCUCCACCUCUGACUCUUAGUCUUUUUCUCCUUCCCCACCUCUAGAGAGAGGACAUUUCCUGAGUAAAAUGAAAAUCAAAGCUAGGAGCUAAUCAUAUUUUUAAAGUCAGAUAUGUUGGGGGUAUAACUGGAAGCUAAUUUUUAAAAGAAUCCUGCCAUAUCUUUGAUAAGGAAGUUCUAUGGCUUAAAGAGUGUAACCACUAGUUUUAGCAGAGAUGUUUCCUUUAGUUUUGAAACAUUCUUCAACAUUUCAGGUUCAUGAUGAAAAAUGGCUGACUGGAUUUAAGUCCUUUAUUUUCUAUACUCCUGAGCAAAAUUCUGAAAAACUGGCUGGUCUAGUUUAGAGAAGAACGCUGAUGUGGGAGUAUUUUCACCAUGCAUUCCUGCUCUAAAUCCUUUGCUUCUACUGAUAGACUAUUCUACUUUCGAAAUAAGUUCACAUUGCUCUAACACUUCAUAAGUUCAAUCUUUUUCUCAUUCUGUUUAAAAUAACCACCAUGACCACCAAACGCCUGAAAUUCACUGUAGUUAAAAUUAUGACUGAAAUAGACAGGGAAAACCUGAGAGUGAACGUUACCCAGCAAAUCUGGGUUAAACAGGUUCGAGUUUUUCCAGAGCACACUGUUUAGGAUUUCAGCUUCCUGUUCAACCAUCUCGGAAACAGGGUGUUUCUCUGCUCCUUUGUGAGGACUAACCAUGUGUCCCCGCCACUUUGCACCAAAGCUGAAUAUCAUCCCAAACUCUGGAUCCUUCUGACGGGCAUUUGUGUGGUACACAGGAAGGGGUGCAUUAUGAAUAUGCAAUUACUGGCAUGUAAUGCUGUCUUCUGCUAAAAAUACAAAAAGGGUACUCUGAUCUCAGAGUUGGGAGCUGAUUUCUGAUUUCAGCCUAGACAGGUCUGCUUAAAACUAUAAUCAAGCUGAUUGUAUUGCCCUGGAAUUCUAAUUUCCAAUUUAGGGUUUUGCUAUAUAAUCUCUAGUAGAGUGUGUCUAAUCUUUAUGAAACCCAGAGUCUUUGUAUAAACUCUAUGGAUUUUCUUCCAUGCGUCUAGGCUGAGCUGAGCUGUGUCUUUAGGCUGAGCUGUAGAGACAUUAAAUUACUGAGUAAAUGAAGGUAACGUUGUUAUGUCACUCUGUUUCUGAAAGACCAACUCAAAUUCUGUCUGCUGUAGCUUUGAUCCUUUUCAUUUAAUUCUAAGUACACUUGUUAUUAUAGUAACUGUUGUUUGUAUGUUAUUUUAGCUUUUUACUUAAGUAGCUAUUUAGCAAUUUAAAUGAAAAUGUAAUUAGGUUACAUCUGUUUUACAUGCAUGUAAUACCACGCAGAUGUAAACUUCUAUUAAAGCCAUAUUUUCUUUUUGGCAAGAAAAGGCAGAAACAAAAUCGUGCCAGUCGCUGGAAUACGUCUUGCUCUAAAAAAAUUAAAAAAAAGGAUAUACAGAGCACUGUGCCAUUAUUUAUAUGGUGGUUAGAGUACAUCACUUCUAUUUUUUGAAAAUUAAAAAAAAUAUUAACAAGUGAAAAACAAGCAUUCUAUUCCAUGUUCCCUCUUACAGUUUAUCUGGAUACGGUGUUUAAAAUGACAAUACAGCCAGGCGCGGUGGCUCACGCCUGUAAUCCCAGCACUUUGGGAGGCCGAGACAGGUGGAUCACCUGAGGUCAGAAGUUCAAGAUCAGCCUAGCCAAUGUGGAAAAACCCCAUCUCUACUAAAACUACAAAAAAAUUAGCUGGGCAUGGUGGCAUGCGCCUGUAAUCCCAGCUACUCGGGAGGCUGAGGCAGGAAAAUUGCUUGAACCCAGGAGGCGGAUGUUACAGUGAACCGAGAUUGCGCCACUGCACUCAAGCCUGGGCCACAGAGAAAGACUCUGUCUCAAAAAAAAAAAAAAAGAAAAGAAAAGAAAAAUGACAGUAUGGCUUCCCCCCAUUCUAUGGGUUUGUGCACACAGAAAUACACCCAUCCUCCCAUCAUAAACACUGGUUCUUCCAACUCCACAGAUAGUGGAAAGAGUCAAGAAGCAGCCGAGAUUCUAACCUAGCUCUGCUUUAUGACUUUGGUAAAGCCAUUUUACUCUUCAGUAUUAUUAUUUUUUAAAACCAAGAGUAAUAUUUGCCCAGUUUGCCUCAUAGACAUGUUGUGAGGCUCAAGGGAGAUAAUGAAUAUGUAGGUACUUUGAAAAGUAUAAAAUGCAAUUGUUAGAAAGUAUUAUUAGUAUAUUAGUCUGAAAACAGCAUAAGCAGUAAGCCCCCCAGAUACCCCCACAUUUUUGUGUGUACAAUGGGGAUUGAACUUAGAAAAUUAAUUCUCCUGUUUUGGGAACCAUUGCCUCCCUUAUAGCCUGUUAAUAGGAUUUAUAAAACAUCAUUUCAGACAAAGUCAUUUAUCUUAUUUGCUAAUGAGACACAAAAUUUGGACUGUCUGGAACCAGGUAACAUUUUAAGAGUUGCCCAUUUGUUUCAUACACGUUCAGCUUUUCAGUGCAGUCAUUUUUAAUGGUGGUUUUUAUAGCAUCAAUAAAAAUAUUUUCAUAUAAUUCUUCCUUGUAAAUAUGGUUAAACUUUUAGCUUUCUACUACUUGGUGACCUGUUAAAUAACUUAAUGUACUUUGAAAUUGAUUGUUCAGUGCCAAGACAAUAAGAAGCCAGGAGGAGCCAGCUUUAUUUUUUACGUUGGGGCCUUAAGUUGGGCUAUGAAGAAAAAAUUCUGGCAGGGUUUGCCACAUCCAACUUUUAAGGGUUUUUUUAAUCUGUAAGAGGGAACAUGGACUAGAAUGCUUGUUUCUCUUUCCUGUCUGUCUUAAGUAGUAUCUUAGAUGGCAAGGAAAGGAAAUAUUCUACCCAUGUCAUAACAUAUCUACCAUUUAUUGAGCACCUACUAUGUGCCAAGUUGUAUUCUAAAUGCUUCAUGUAUUAUCUCAUCUGAUCCUUAAGGCAGACUCAUAGGUAGGUACUACUGUUAUCUCCUAUUUUAUAGGUGAAGAAAUUGAAGUCUAGAGAGGUUAAGAAUUUUCUCAAGGUAAGAUAGCUAGUAAAUGGUAGAGCUAGGGGUUUAACCUUGGCCAUCUGGCAACCAAGACAUAGGUUUGAACCCAUUAUGCCUCAUCAUACCUCAUAAUACCUAGUAUUAUAAGGGGUUUUGUUGUUUUUUCUUUGUAUUGGUUUUGUCAUCUGAAUCAAACGUCUUUGACCUAGAAAGAAUCUUAAAAUAUGCUUCUGCCGCCUCCCUCUUUUAUCCCAAUUCAGAAAACCAUUUUUUGGGAGACCUAGGUGCCAUAAAAAUGAAAAGAAAUGAGGCAUGGUGCUCAUGGUACUCACAGUUCAGUUAGUGAGGGGGGUUGGUAAGUAAAGGGGUAUGGCUAAGUAGCCCGCCAAGGAGGAUGACAUGUGCACUAAGCUGAUACUUGGCUGAUGUGCUCUGAGAGGCCAGAGCAGGCAGCAGUCAAGGUCAAGCAAAGCUUCAUUUGACCUGGGCGUGAAAGAAUGUGCAGGACUGUGGUAAGCAAAGGAGACAGGUGGCAUUUCAAGCUUCAGGAAUAGAAUGAACAGGGAGUUGGAGGAAAGAAAACACAAAAUGGCCUGUUACAAUAGUUAAGGCAAGAGAUGGGGAAACCUUCAACCUGGUCACCAGCAGACGACAUAAAGCAGGAAAUAAAAUGACAUUGCAAAGGCAAGGUGAUGGGAUUUGGCAAUUGAUUAGCAGUUGGGAGGGAGAGCACUGGAGGCAGGUACUGGGGUCUCGAACCCAGUAGGAUAGUAGGAAUGUUAAUCAUAAAAGGCAACUCCGAUUUGGGAACACUCAUUGUAGUUGGGGAGGUAGAAUAGGGUAGACGGCAAGAACUUGGACUCUAUAUUCAGAUGGUCCUGGGUGGCAAUCUGUGCUCUCCCACUUACUGGUAGAGUUACUUUCAGCAAGUCACUUGUUUAGACUCUAGUCUCCUCAUCUAUAAGGCGGGAAUAAUAUUAACACAGCUGACACUUGAGCAACACAGGUUUACACUGUGCAGGUCCACUUAUACGUGGAUCUUUCAAAAUAAAAGCUGCACCAAGUAUGCCUGCCUCUCCUGCCUCCCCUUCCACCUCUUCUGCCUCUGCCACCUCCAAGACAGCAAGACCCACCCCUCCACUCCCUCCUCCUCCUCCUCCUCCUCUUCAGCCUACUCAAAGUGGAGACAAUGAGGAUGAAGACCUUUAAGAUGAUCCACUUCCACUUAAUGAAUAGUAAAUACAUUUUCUCUUCUUCGUGAUUUUCUUAACAUUUUCUUUUCUCUAGCUUACUUUAUUGUAAGAAUACAGUAUAGAAUGUGUGUGUACAUAUAAAAAAUAUAUGCUAAUUGACUGUUUAUGUGAAUCAGUAAGGCUGCCGGUCAACAGCAAGCUAUUAAUAGUUAAAUUUGGGAGGAGUCAAAAUUUAUACAUAAAUUUUAGCCUGCAGGGGGUCGAGUGCCCCAAUCCCUACACUGUUCAAAGGUCACGUAUAGUGACCUCAUAGUGUUAUUGGAGCUCAGGUAGUACCUGUAGCAUGCAUAGCACAGUGCCUUAUAGCAUACAUUCAAUAAAUACCACUUAGUAGCCUCUUGGCUACUACUCACUCAUUUGGGUGAGUAGGAUUUUAUCCCCAUUUUAUAGAUGAGGAUGCUAAAAUUUGAGUAGGUAGAGUAGCUUUCCAGAGUCCUAAAGCCAGUAAAGCCUGGCAGGGGUGAGUAGAGACCCAGGCUCCUGCCUUGUGGUGUAGUUUCUGACUUCAAUUGUAGGUCACUUGCUGCCCUCACACCAGACAGCGGCAGGCCAAGUCUUCUGGUGCUGUUACUUUGACCUUCCUCCCAUAAAGGCUGGAUGUAGCAGAGGCAGGCACUGUCUCUUCUCUUACCUUCUGUGGCCAUUUACUGAGCAUGUAUGGUGUGUCUCACAUGCUUUUACAUGCUUUGCAUACAUUUCUUUUUCCUUUUCUUUUUAUUUUAUUUUAUUUUAUUUUAUUUUUGAGACAGAGUCUUGCUUUGUUGCCCAGGCUGGAGUGCAGUUGUAUGAUCUCGGCUCAUUGCAACAUCCACCUCCAGGGUUCAAGCAAUUCUCCUGCCUCCGCCUCCAAAGUAGCUGACAUUUCAGGUGCCCGCCACCACGCCUGGCUAAUUUAUGUAUUUUUAGUAGAGACAGGGUUUCACCAUGUUGGCCAGGCUGGUCCCGAACUCCGGACCUCAUGUGAUCCACCCGCCUCGGCCUCCCAAAGUGCUGGGAUUACAGUGCUUUGCAUACAUUUCUAAUGACUGAGUAUAGGUUUUCAUUUUCUCCCUUUGCUUUCUUCCUAUAAAUCAGACAGUCAUUUUUUUCUAGAGUCCUUUUCAGCACCCCAGAGGGAGUUGUAUCCUUUUGUGUGUGCCCUGUGGAAUUUUCAUGGCAACAUAAGUUGUAUUUCUUCAUGACUCACUGCCAUAGGAAGACCACCCAAAACAUACCCUCUUCUGUAACCCAAAUCUCAGCGUGUGUCCUUAUUUUCCUUGUUUUCAGCAUGUCCAAGUGAAGCCAUUAAGUAGGUAAUAUACUGUUAGACACAGAUCGUGGUGCUUGGGAAAACAACACCCAAGCCUCGUGAUUAAUAAGCACUGUUAAUUGUUAAGCUGCUCUUGCUGGUGUCUGACCUCACGGGGUUUGUGCUGUGACAGCUCUUUCAUGUUGAUGAGGUAAAUGAGUCUCUGCCAUGAUGGCCGGGAGAAGCCAGGACAGAGUAUCAGAUCGUGUUUCACCAGGAAAACAAGGUUGAUUUACUGUGUUACACGAGGGUGAAGUGGACCCAGCACCACUGCACCCCGUGCUUUGAUUCCCUUGUAUGCUAAAUAUGCAAGCACAAAACAGCUUUAACACAAUUUUUUACCUAGAAAGGAGCCUGGGGCUGCAUCCAAGUACAUUUAACAUGUGAAAAUUGAGCUGCUUUGAACUUGUAUGUUUUUGAUAACUGCUUGGUAUGCUUCCUGGAGGAUCACCUGUAGGCUUUUCUUUCCAAAUCCUAAUCCCUUUGAUUGAGUGCCAGGACAGAUAGCUCUCAUUGAAUAACUCCAGUCUCAUAAUUCUUCCUUCAUUCAGAGUUGAAAGGGAACAGCUCCAGAUUCAAUAGGCACAUCCUCAGAUUUAGCUGAAGUCAUUCAAACACUUUAAAACUGAAAUUGUUUUGUUCUGAAGUAGGGUUCAGUUGGGCUACUGAAUGUUUACACAAGCCAGUUGCUGCCAGGAACUGUAGGAUGGGGAAGAAAACCACACUUCUCCCCGCCUCCACCCAGCCCCCUUGCCUUGCUUCUCUCUGCCUCUGUAACCAAGAAGGAUUACAAGGACGACUUUGAGCGUUAGAAGUUUCAAAGCAACCUGGCAGGAUUGUUUGUAAACGUGGGCAUAAGAACGUGCUUGACUCUUCUUGUUUUCUGUCCUCCAUGAGACCAGGCUGAACACUCCUCCCCUCUCCUCCCAACCCCCUUUUGGAGGAAGGAAAACAACCAUGUUCUUUUUAUCUUUACAAAUGUGCCUGGUGGGGACUAAUCUAAACCAGUUCAAGAUGCUUUUGCUUAAGCCUGUUUAGAGGAACGGAAGGUGCUGCAGAAAUGGAAAUAGAGUGGUAUAUGGGCCUCUUUGCCACCCCGCUCCUGAGCUCGCUGCCUCUUUUUUGUUUUUGUGGGUUUCUUGGCACCUACCUAGAUUUCUGCUGAGAUCUCUGUUUCAGGUCUUUUCAGAGAUCAUGUUUCCUAAAAGAUGGUUCCUUUCUGCUGGACAUCCUGUCUCUGUCCUAUUUGGCCAGAUAGUACUUCAGUUGGGAAAAGCCAUCUUUCUCUUCGUGCCUGGUGCCCUAUUUCAGAAGGAAGCCUGAAAAGUCAUUUCCAUAUUCUGUGUGUGAUUGCGUCCUGCCUAGCUUAUCACAGUGGUUGUUCCCUCUCGGAUGAACAAUUCCUACCCUCCUCUUUGCCCAGCAGAUGAAGGCAAGGAUUGUAACCCAUUAUUAGAGUAUUGAGGACCUGAGUUCCCCACUCAUGUUGAACUUGAGGCAAGACUGGGCGGUUUAUUCCCCUCUGGCUACUCUCCCACUUGUAAAAUGAGGCGACAUCUCUAAUCAUUGACACCAAACAAGAACAUAGCCUAAUAAUAAAAUGAAUGGUGUUAUAUGGUCAUGAAGAAGGUUCAAGACUGGAAUCUACUCCAUAAGGAAGGACACAAAAAGAUUCAACAGUGAUUUAGACAAAUCUCAUCUGAACACAUUUUACAGAUGCCUGUUGAACUAAAAGUUCUGUCUAGGACUGUAGUAAGAUUUGACCCGGCUUAGCCUGGGAAUUUUGACCCACUGAUGGUAGAAGUUUAUUAACAGCCCUAUUCAUUUAGAUCCUUCCCUGUUUCUACUUUUCUCGUUCUCUCCCCGGAGGGUUUUUAUGACGUUGUAAUCAUUUAUAAUUUUAAAAUGUCUUCAAUCGUGCUUAAAAACAGCACUUGAUUUUAAUGGGUACUGCUUAACCAUAGAAAGAUUGUGUCUGUAUUACUGUCGGUUCUUACAACAAUACUUUGGAACGAAAGUAGAAAGUUUAUGACACAUUUUAUUAUAUUCCUAAAUGUGAAAGAGGAUUCUAAUUUAAAAAUAAGUGGCCAUACUUUUUAAUUCUUAUUUAGCCUCUGUAGCUGUUUUAAUAUCCCUUUUAUGGUUGACUGGUCGAUGUUUUAAAACAAGUUCUUCAGGGACUCUGCCCAUUAGUCUUUGGCAAUAAAAUCUGAACUUUACUAAAAUAAAACAUGAAGCCAUGGAGUAAUUAAGAGGGGAACUUUCAGAGAUGACCGUGAAUAUGAAAUACAGUGAUUUGUAUUAUUAAUGGAUUUGGGGAAAACCAGCCCACCUCUUUUAAGCUCAACUAUGUGUAUUUGGGGGGUUUUAUAUUUUUAAUUUAUUUCUUUGUUUCUCUCAAGGCAGUAGGGGUUCCAUCGCAAGCUCUUAAGAUCUACCAAUCCUCCUUUUGUAGCCUGCUGCUUCUGAAUAUGAGCCUUUCUUUUUUCAUUUUAUUUGGAAAAUGGGGUGAUGUCACUUAGGAAAGCAUUUUUCCCAAAAGUGGUUUCAGGAACCAGAAUCUGGUGAAGUGUUAUUUAAAAGCGAUAACAUAGUAAAGCUCUGCUUUGUGCUUCAAAUAAUUGUAGGAUUUACGGGAUAUAUCCCUAACCUGUUCAGUUUUAUGGAAGGACAAAAUACAGGGAUUCAUUUUAUCAUAGUUUCUUAAAAACUUUGAAACCCAGUUGACAGUCAUUUCUCUAGCAUUAUAAUAAGCUCUUUGUGUUUAUAAACCUAGUUCAUAGUAAUUUUUGGAGUGCUGCAAUUUGGUAGUUAUUUAAUUUGCAAAUGGGAUUGGCCUCUCUAACCUCUAAAGGAACUAGUUCCUUUUAAUGCUUUAAAACUUUCAUUGACUCUCAAUUGCCAACUGCAGGAAAAAGUUCAGGUUUUAAAAGUCCUUACAUGCGUUUCAGCCUCCUCUCCCUGUUUCCUUUAUGAACAGCCCCCUCCCACUCCCUUUCUUUCAAUGGUAGGUCUGCUGCAGAACAUUCUGCAUCUCUUAAACUUUAUAUGCACUGUAUUUUUCAGUCUCCAUUCCUCUGCUCAUAUUGUGUUCUCUCCAUGGAUUCUUUCUUUUUAUUAUUUAAUUUUUUUUAAGGGAUAGGGUCUCACUCUGUUGCCCCAGGCUGGAGUACAGUGGCACCAUCAUAGCUCGCUCGUAGCUCACUGUGGCCUCCAACUCCUGAGCUCUAGUGAUCCUCCCACCUCAGCCUCCUAAGUAGCUGGGAUACAGGAACGCACCACCAUGACAGGCCAAUUUUUAAAUUAUUUUUUGUAGAGACAGGGUUUCACUGUAUUGCCCAGGCUGGUCUCAAAUUCCUAGCCUCAGGCAAUCCUUCUGCCUCAGCCUCCCAAAGCGCUGGGAUGACAGGUGUGAGCCACCAGGCCUGGCCUCAGGGAUUUCUUCUUUACCAUGUCAUAGUCUCCAAAAUUGUGCCCUUCCUUUCUGUCAACUCAAGUGUUUCCUCCUUUUUUUUUUUCUGAGACAAGGUCUCGCUCUGUUGUCCGGACUGCAGUACAGUGGUGCAAUCUCUGCUCACAGCAAUUUCCGUCUCCCAGGUUCAAACAAUUCUCGUGCCUCAGCCUCCCGAGUAGCUGGGUUUACAGGUGGACACUACCACUCCCAGCUAAUUUUUGUAUUUUUUGGUAGAGACGGGUUUCACCAUGUUGGCCAGGCUGGUCUCAAACUCCUGACCUCAAGUGAUCCGCCCGUCUCGGCCUCCUCUUAAGAGGUAUUUUUUACUCUGUAUCCAGAGCUUCCUCAUAUACCCAUGCAGCAUGUGGAAAACAGCCUGUACUGCUGUAUGCAGUGGCCCUGUUGGAAUCCUUCUGCUUCCCAGCGAAUUGCCCACACCCCAGACCAUGGCACUGUCUCCAGAUCUUCAGCAUUGCAGUUAUCAUGUUAAACUUAGCUAUUUGUGUAUAUGAUUGUCUCGUUCACCAAACAGUGAGCCCGUUGAGGGCGAAGUUGUCUUAAAUGGCUUUGUGUCCCCAACUGCCACCAGGGAGAUGCAUAGUAACUAGCCAAUGAAUGAAUGUUUUCUUCCCUUAAAAAAUACCAACAGAUGCCUAACAUAAGCAAUUAAGUGAGGGAAAGCUUUUUUGCCAUUUUAAAAGUCAUUCGUCAGCCCACACGAUACCACUGAGGAAGCCUCAUGUGAGAGCUAAUGAACAUUAAACCCAGACACCAUCGGGAGCUCACCAGAAACCCAUGGCUGGCUAGUGAGAGACCCGGGGCUAGAAACUUGAUAUUUUGGUUUCACAGCCAGGUACCCUGGCAGCCACACCAGUGUUAUGCUGGCAGGCAUGCUUUGUCUGCUAUCUGUGGCGUGAACUUUACUAAAAUGAAACAUGAUGCCAUGGAGCAAAUUAAGAGGAAAGCUUUCAGAGAUGACCAUGUAUAUGAAACACAGUUCCUACUCCGCCUCCUUCACCCCAAUGAGAGAAUCCAAAUUUUAUUUAACUGGUGCAUAGAGGUCUCUUGAUUUGGGGGAAGAUGGGUCCCUCUGCCAGCCUGAGAUGGUAAAUCACGCUUGGGUUAAGCCAGUCAUCGAAUUCCUGUUCCCCUUUGCUGGAUGCUCAUUUUCCCGGGUUCCCUUGCAAGUCAGGGGCUGUGUGACAAGUUCUGACCUGUGAGACACAAGGCCAAGUCCACUAGGAGAAUUCUGGGAAGGAUUUUCUUCCUGGUAAAAAGACAGAGCCUCAUGUUUGCCAAAAGAGCCUGAUUCUCUGCCCUUUCAGAGGCUUCCUGCCUUUGCACACAGUGACAAGACAUGAUGCUGGGGCUUUAGCAGCCACCACGAGGUGACAGGUAGGAGGACAAAAGUGAUUACAUUGAUGUUGGUGAAGCAGGAUAGAAAGAGCCUGGGUCCACAAUGACCAACCUUGAAACCUCCCAUUUCCAGACUUCUGGUUCAAUAAGAAGCACCCCGAUGGUUUCAUCUUUUGACGGUUGGUUUUUUGCUGCUUGAAACAGGACACAUCCUAACUGAUUCAGUUACUUUUAGAAGGAAAAAUAAAAGUGGAGACAGCAUCCUAAGAGGAAAGGUGGUGACUGGAUAAACUAUAUGGAAGUCCUGACAACAUCAUAUUUAAGAAAUUUGGUGGCUGGCCUCUAUUCUUCUGUUAGGUGUAAGGAAGACCCACUGAGUAACACUGGAGCAUUCAUCAUUCAAGAAACAUUAUAUUUUAAUCUUGGAUAUUCCUAGCACUAUGCAGGAUUCUGAGGAUGCAGAAAUAAAAGGCAGUUUCUAUCCUUAAGGAACUUGGAGCCUAGUAAGGGAGACUAGUGAGUAAACAAUUACCUGAGAGUAUGAGGAUCACUCUCUUUUGAUAGGGGUAUUGUAUUAGCUCUUAUGCUGCUGAUAUGCCUGAGACUGGGUAAUUUAUAAAGGAAAGAGGUUUAAUUGACUCACAGUUCCACAGGGCUGAGGAGGCCUCAGGAAACUGACAGUCAUGGCAGAAGGAGAAGCAAACACAUCCUUCUUCACAUGGUGGCAGCAAGGAGAAGUGUCGAGCAAAAGGGGGAAAAGCCCCUUAUAAAACCAUUGGAUCUCAGGCCGGGCACGGGGGCUCACACCUGUAAUCCCAGCACUUUGGGAGGCCGAGGCAGGCAGAUCACCUGAGGUCAGGAGUUCAAGACCAGCCUGGCCAACAUGGUGAAACCCCGUCUGUACUAAAAAUACAAAAAAAAUUUAGCCUGGCGUGGUGGCGGGUGCCUGUAAUCUCAGCUGUUCAGAAGGCUGAGGCAAGAGAAUCACUUGAACCCAGGAGACAGAGGUUGCAGUGAGCCGAGAUUGUGCCAUUGCACUCCAGGCAAUGGAGUGGAGCAAGACUCUAUCUAAAGAAAAAAAAGAAAGAAAGAAGGAAAGAAAGAGAGAGAGAGAGAGAGAGAAAAGAGAGAGGGAGAGAAAGAAGGAAGGAAGGAGAAAGAAAGAAGGAAGGAAGGAGAGAGAGAGAAAGAAAGAAAGAAAGAGAAACCAUCAGAUCUCGUGAGAACUCAAUCACUAUCAGCAUGGGGGUAACCGCCCCCAUGAUUCAAUUAUCUACCACUGAGUCCCUCCCACAACACAUGGGGAUUUGGGGAACUACAAUUCAAGAUGAGAUUUGGGUGGGGACACAGCCAAACCGUAUCAGGUGUGUUUGGGGUACUAUCGGAGAUCAGAUCAGGACCACAAAACCUGGAUAGGCUGGGGAACAGGAGAAAUCAGGAAAUGUUUCCUGGCAGAAAUAAUGGCUAAGUCAAAUCUUGAAGAAGGGAUAGGAUUUUGCCAGACCAAGAAAGACAAGGAAAGAAGGGGCGGGGCGGGGUGGGAGUGGGGGGGUGGUGCAGUAUACAAAACAGAGGGGACGUGUUAUAAGGCAGAGAGGUAUGAGAGAAAUAGAACAUUCAGAAACUGUCCUUCUUAAUAUUUUUGCCAUAUUUGAUUUGGAUCUUUUUUUUUUUAGGAAAAAGCUGCUGAUGGCUACAAAUGUGUCUGUUAUGUUAUUCUCUAUACUUGUUAUUUCAAAAAUAUUUUAUAAAAAUUUGUGAGUGAAUAAAUGAGAGGGGAGAAAGGAAGGCAAUGAGUAUGAAUCAUCAUUCUGAUUUUAAGCAUAAUAAAAGCAGGAGGUGACUUCCACAGUCAAAUACAUUUGGGAAAUAAUAGAAAAUUAAAUAGUGUUCAUUAUUGUGAGAAUUCCCAGAACCCUUAAUAUUCCCAUGUUGAUUGUUACUGUCCAAGAUGGGGCCACUGUCUAGCGCACUUCCUAGGAUAGAUUUGUCCAUAGGCCCCUCUUUUAUGUAACCAUCUGCCGAACUGAGGCCUUGGAAAGGCUUGAUGUAGACCGCUCUUUCAGAAAACUUGACCGAGAAGGGAAGUACGCUUCUAGGGUAGCAUCAGAGCAGAACAUGGGGAAAGGGAGACAUUUCACAAGAAGGGAGAGUCAAGAUCAUGUGUAUUUAUUUGCCAAGGGCAAAAAGCAGUAGUGAGGAAAAGCAAACAAAAACCAGUUGAAGACACAGCAACAGAGGAGAAUGAUUGACAAAGUAAGCAAGGUGCUUGAGGUUACAAAAGGGAUCAGCUAUUAAAGGACUUCUGCUAGUGUCUACUUGUCAUCUUCAAGAUGGCACAAUUUUUACAGUACCAUGUAUCUGUGUUGCAGGAGAAGGUAGGCCUCUCAAUCAGAGACUUAGCCUAUAAACCAGCAUCUACAUAGUGAAUCUAGGUAUCCCUCAGUGUUCUUCUAUUUAUAAGGAACAGAAAACCCAACUUAAAUUGACUUACGUAAAAAGAGUUUGUUGGUUGGUGUAAUUGAAAAGUACAUGGUUAACUAGCUUCAGGCAUAGCUUGAUCCAGGUAUUAACUAUGUCACCAAGAUCCAUCUCACUGCUCAUAAGCCCUCUCAGUUGGCUCUAUUCUUAUGUUCCUCAUGGCUCCUGGAAACUUUAGCCUCUUUCCUUCUGGUUGCAGGAUGGUUGUAGCUCCAUAGACAUCACAUCUGCCCUCACACUGCAACUCCUAUGAAGAGGAAACACCUUAUUUCUCAGGAGCCCCACCCUCUUACUAUUAGUCUGAUUGAAUUAUAUGUCCAUCCUUGAACCAAUUCUUAUGACCAGGAAUAAGGCAUAGUCCCCAUGUAUGUAACUUCUUUCUCCUGAGUUGUACAAAUUAUCAAAGGAAAACCAAGAGGAUUAUAUCUCAAGAGUGGAUUAUGUUAAGAAAGUAACCCUUUCCCUCCAAAAAAGGAAACUUCCAUAACAGAACCCUUAGAUUUUUACCCAGUGUGAUUUUAAACUCUAAAUGCUGGAAUGUUUAGGGUCCCAGGUCUGACAGCAUGAAUUAGAUCCCUCCAUGUGGAGCACCCAAGUAAGUGAAGGGUGUUGACAGCCAUCAUGGGGAAUGCUGAUGCUUACUGAAGAAGCCAUGCAAUAAAUCCUCUUUAGAAAUAAACAAAAAGCAGCUUUUGAGAACCCGGCUUUUACCCAAGACCAAAACCUGUCAGCCACAGGCAGAAGUCAUUAGGCAGGAUUUAUAUGUGCUGGUAUCCAACACUGAGUCAAAAGGAGAUCCGUAGAGGGGAUUUCUCUCUUCCGGAAACCCAGCAGAGGAACGGGGAAGACUUUCCGGGUAAAGUUUCAGAGAACCUAAUGCAUAAAUCCCCUUAACAAACACUGGGAUUUGGGUUUGUAACUCAUCUCUCCCAGCUUAGGUCCUGUGGAGACAAGCUGUCAUAGGGCUGACACAACCAAAUCAAGAAAGGAAAGAGUAGAAUUUAUAGUGAAAAUCAGGAAGCUACUUAAAAUGGUGGGUUUCUCAGAAUGUGGUACUGCACAUUUUUUGCUUGGUAGUCCCUGAACAGUUAUUAAAGACCCCAUGGAAGCAGAUGGAUGCUGGCCAGUAGGCAUUGUCCCCUUUUAUAUUUAUAACUUCACUGACCUUCAUUUUACCUCUAAUAGAGAUUGUACCAUUAAUUGGCUGGAUUCUCCCAAGCUCUGUGGCAAGUAAGAAUGGAAAAGUGGAUUUUCUCCGUACUCCAUUGCAGAGGAUAUCAUUAAUUUGCUAGGUUUCGUUCCCACAGGGAAAUGUUAAAAACCAGUACAGUUGGUUCUUCGCCACUCUGGAUUGACAGACAUUCUUUGUGUAGGUGCCUCUGGCUUUGAGAAACGAGGCCAGAGUCUAUAUGCAGACAGUGAGCAGUGAUCUUCCGUUUCCUACUUGUUGCAGUAGACAUAAAAUCAGGGCAAAUGGUGAGUUCCAGAGGAAAGGAUCCAGCAUGCAGCCUGCUGAAUAAGAGAACAGGAAUGAUCUCGAAUGAUGAUAAAUGUUUAUACUCUAUUAGAGCUUUGGCCAUGGGUUUGGCCACCAUUCAAUUGCCUCUACAGCUGAUUUUUUAUGUGGCUUUUCUUUUCUUUCUCCUGUUUGGUUGCAAACUUAUUUUGACUGAGGAUUUACUUGUCACCUCAUGUUGACAUUUCAAGUUAUUGCAUUGAGAAAAACAUAGGAGAAAGCAAACAAGCAAGUAUAUUCCAACGGUCAACAGGCACAGAAGUCAUACUCACAUUUCAAAGAAAAACAGGAGAGUUGAAAUAGAGAAUGGAGAACAGAUGUAUUUAUGAGGGGGGAAAUCUUCUUGGCAUUUGAGCUCAAGUCAGAUUCUGGAUUCUGGAUAGUUUUCUCAGCUAAUGGUGAUUCCUAGGACUGCUAAGCGGGGGACAUUCUGGUCUAACCGAAGUUGCCAUGUAAUUCUGUGGAAUCAUACUAACAUUUUGAUUUCUCUGAUUAUAAGUGACUGCAGCAACAAAGAGAGUAACUCUGUUGUAAGAACUGUUUCCACAGUGUCUCUAGGGACAGUUUUGCUUUAGUCUGUAAAUUCUCCAAAGGCAAGCUGAGACUAUGUAAAUUAAAGAAAUAGAGCCAGUGACAACCAACCCUGUGGUUUUAUUUGAUUUUCCAAAACACAUGUCCAUCGGUAUGUCUCAGACAACACGAUAUGAUUAAAGCACGGUAAUAAUCACCCAUAUAUUGCAUUUUAAUUGGUAUAAUGUAUGAUGAAUAGUGAAGUUGGAACCAUGGGGCAUACUUUCACAUUUAAGGUAUUUCUUUGAUUUAUCAGAAUUUCUAAGAACAUAAAAUAGAAGUCAGAAAGUCUGUUUUCUGAGCUGGGACCUGCCAUUCAUCAGCUGUGUGAUCUUGGGUAUGUUACUUUAUUUCUCUGGGCCCCAUUUUCCCCAGCUAUAAAAUGAGGGGUUUAAACUAGAUGAGCUCUAAAGAGCUUUUCACUUCGGAGUUUGGCUAUUCCAAGACCUUUUCUAGUCUUGUGAAUUUAAUUACUGAAUUCUGGGAUCUUAAGUCUCUUUAUCAGUUGAGUCUCCUCCUUUGUGGUCUUACAGCAAAGAUGACUGUUGGCCAAACUUUGGAUUUCUGAGACUGAUUUCAGUGAAUUGCAUUAUACAUAUUUUUAACUAGCUUAUAUUAAAUGAGAGAAAGUGCAAGGAAGGAAUUGCAACCACAAUUUAAAUAGUUUUUUCCGUGCCAUUCUAUUCCGUGAGCACCUGCCUUGGAGUAGGUGUGAAACGGGAGUCAGGAAGUCUGUGCAUGCCUCUCAGAGGGUGGUAUCUUCGUCUUCUGAGUAUGAUUCCGUACCAUGAAUAUGUUGGUUGUGGAUUUUUCUUUUCUGUACAACAUGAGGCCCCUAAACAUAAGGAAACUACUUCCUUUGGUGCUUAACCUAAGAAGCAUCUAUUCUAAUGAUGGAGGAAAACCUAGCUGUAUUACACAUACUGAAAGUGAUAUAGUGGGUUACAAAGUGACAGGUAAAUAUUUGUGUUCCAUUUAAGUGGUUUGUGAGUAUAAUUUUGAUUUUUCCUAACUGUUGCUUUCUCUAAUGAUUUUAGAACCGGAUAACCCCUCCCCUUUCCCCUACUCUCCAAGCAUAGGAUAGAGCUCAUCUAUAAAAUUCAUUGGAUUUUGUGUUUUUGCUCUUCUAGUUGGUCUCUGAAAUGGUCAGAAUGGAGUUGGAAAUGGGACAGCCUAUUAGUCCAAUCUACUUCUAAGGCUCCUGAACAGCCUCACAAGACUCCAUGCAUCCCAGCAUCCCUUGGGACCUGGGUGAUUAGUUUGUGAUCAACAGAUUGUACUCUCAGAAAACGUGCAAGCCACCAGCCUCUCGUUCAAACUGUUUAUAGGCCCCAGAAGGGGCUUCCUUUGGGCCAGAUGAUUAGUCACAUUUUGUUUCAAACACCCGAGGAAAGGUACAGCAGCUUUCUACUUGAAUGCAUGCUUUUACCACCUAAAGGCAAUUGGUUGGGAGAAGAUUUGGGAGAAGACAUUGACAGUGUCCAGCAGUCCUUUUAUCUGUUAUAAAGCUAAAUGCAUGUUUAUCAAGUUUUCAGCAAAGAUAUAUGUUCCACUUUAGCCUCCUUAUUCUUAUUUUCCACUUAGAGGUAGAGACUGGGUCUCACCAUGUUGCCCAGGCUGGUCUUCAACUCCUGGGCUCAGGCUCAAGUGAUCCUCCGACCUCGGCCUCCUGAAGUGCUGGGAUUACAGGCAUGAGCCACUGUGUCUGGCCACAAUACACACUUGACUGUCAUUUAUAAACUCAAAUGACUCAGCUAUCAAGAUGCCAAAUUGGAUUUUAGAGAGCCUCCUCCUAGGCACCUGAUACUUUCAUGCUUGGCUUAUUGUACGAGGUAACUCCACUUUCUGUUCAUCUCAAAAGUGUUGGGAAGUGUUUGCAGGUUACCUUCCUAGCACCUGCCCAACCUUCUAGAGAAGUGGAGAAACCUGUGAGGAAAGCAGCACAGGCGUUGCCACUUAGGGACAGUUUCAUGGAAAGAGAUCUCUACUUCUUGAUGUCACAUUACCCUUUAGAAUUCCAGAAUCACUUCAGAUCUUCAAAGCUUUUAAUAAGCAGCGAUGGCCUUUUACAAUUAUUUUUUAAAGCAGCAAUACUUAAAAUUUUAUUAAGUGCUGUCGUAGAAACUUGUGUCUACAAAAGACAGAUAAAAACAAGUGUUGAUGAGGAUAGAGAAAAAUUGGAGCCCUCAUACAUUACUAGUGAGGAUGUAAAAUAGUGCAGCCACUCUGGAAAAUAGUGUAGAAGACCCUUUUUAAAAGUUAAAUAUAGAAUUACCCUAAAAAGCACAGGCUUUUGUUGACUUUCCCUGGGGGUCAGGUGGGCUCACCUUGGUGCAUCCUCCCCUGGGGGGCUCUGGUGUGGGAAGCCAGCUUUCCUACCAUUCUGCAUGCAGCCUUGUACUGGGUCCUUGGGGAAAGAGAAAGACUGUGAAAUAGAUGUUUCCCUUUUCCCAGAAAUACCAACCCAAGAUCCCCAGCAGUGACCCCUUAUGGAAUUCUGGGAAGAACUAAAGAGAUAACAGUAUUCUUUCCUGCCUUUUAUCAACUCUGGAUGGCAGGAGGGACUCUGGGGCUUGGGACUGGCUGCCCUCAGGAGUUCAUGGCCUAGUACUGAUGCCAAGGGGCAGAAAUUUGUGAGAAAGAAGGCCUCCUCCAGGAGCUGUUGGUAUGAGCCCCUAAUGGGAUCAUGAUAUCCUACAUAUGCAACUAUGGGAAGAAGAAAGGAUCUAGCCAACAUCUGUUAUUAUAUUUUAAAAAGUAAUUUAAUUUGUUUACAUUACUUGUCAUUAUUGUCACCCACUUAUAUUUGAUUAUUCUUUAAGCACAUAUAGAAAGAUGAGGUUUAUGUUGAUUUUUCUGGUAUUACAUUUCCCUAGGCUACAUCUCCAUAUAGAGCUUUCCUUUUUUAAAAUCUGUUCUUUAUUUUUUAUAGAGACAGGGUCUUGCUAUGUUGCCCAAGCCAGUCUCAAACUUCUGGCCUCAAGUGAUCCUCCAGCCUCAGCCUCCAAAAGCUCUGGAAUUACAGGCAAGAGCCACUGUGCCCAACCUCCCCAUAUAGAAUUUUCUAUAGCAAUCUUGUCCUAGGAAAUAUCAUAGAAAUAGUUUAGGUUUUAAAAAGAAGGGCUGUAUGUCAUCUAAACUCUUAUUUAACCUAUGGUUGACAGCCUUGCUAUUAAAAAAAGAUCUUAAGUUGUUUUACAUUUUAUAGUCUUUUUAAAAAAAGAUGAUGAGACAUCUCUUUAGUGGUUGCCAUGUUUAAUAUUGUUACUUUCUAAGAACAAAUAUAAUUUUUGUGAGAACAUUAUAUUACUCUGAAACAGAGAACAGUACUCUCUGUCCUUUUAGUCCCUCAAUUUUUGAUAAGGUAAAAUAAGAUUAUCUUAUAUGACUAGUGUAUACUACCUUAUAUUUGUAUGACACUCCAUGUUUUUCAAUGACUUUCUUCCAGAGUUUUUGUUGAAACACAAAAGGAUUUGUACCCAAACUGACUUUACUUUCAAUUCUGGAUAAUAGAUAAUUAUUAUUGCAUUACAACUUUUAAAAAUAAUUAAGAAAUCAGCUUAGAAAAUGCUUGAUGAUUUUUACUUAGCAUGGUACGUCUUUAGGGAAAAGACCGUAUUAUGAAUUUAGCAAGCAAGUUGAGCAUGGUGACAUCCGCCUGUAAUCCCAGCUACUUGAGAGGCGGAGGGGGGAGGAUCACUUGGGCCUGGGAGUUCCAGACUACAGUGAGUUAUGAAGGGACCCACUGCACUGCAGCCUGGGCAACAGAGCAAGACCCUGCAAAUAAAUAAAUAAAUAAAUAAAUAAAUAAAUGUCGUGGUUUUUUUUUAAUUUAGCAAGUAAAGUAGCAGAAUAUCCUAUGUUGGAUUAGUCAGUGGAAAAAAAUAUCUUUCAAAUCGCAUUUGAUGUUUGCUCACCAUUAUUAUGAACUAAGCUACUCCAUGGAACUAGAGCAUAGCUGUCAAGUAAUUAUGAAGCGCCCAUGCUAGGGACCGCAUGCCAUUUAAUGAGUUUACAUCAGUAAAAAGAGAGGACAGAUUCAAAAAUGGGACAUGUCACACAUACAUGUGAGAAUUUUCCCAUAGGCCAAAGGGCCUCUUUCUUGGUUUUGAUAUCAGGCACCAACUCUAAUAGGAUGAAGCUAUCUGUGUAGCUUGAUGAAGUAGAAAUUCAUUGGAGUGGCCGGGCACAGUGGCUCACACCUGUAAUCCCAGUACUUUGGGAGGCUGAGGCGAGCGGAUCAUGAGGUGAGGAGAUCAAGACCAUCCUGGCUAGUACAGUGAAACCCCAUCUCUACUAAAAAUACAAAAAAUUAGCCGGGCAUGGUGGCAGGUGCCUGUAGUCGCAGCUACUUGGGAGGCUGAGGCAGGAGAAUGGUGUGAACCUGGGAGGCAGAGCUCACAGUGAGCCGAGAUCGCGCCACGGCACUCCAGCCUGGGCCACAGAGCGAGGCUCCGUCUAAAAAAAAAAAAAAAAAAAAAGAAACAAAUUCAUUGGAGUACCUUAGCAUUAUGGGAUAUCUCUAGGCAGCGCCAGGUUUCUUGUCUUCAUAGCUAAGAUAGAUGUUAAAGGAAGGGGAACCUUUUUCUAUCCCAUUUUUCUAGUGGCCUUUAUAGGACUUGGCUUAAUAUUUUUAUUUUAUUUUAUAUUAUUAAAUUAAUAUAUUUUUAUUUUAUAAAAUAAAAAUAUUAAGCCAAGUCCUAUGAAGGCCAGCAGAUUUUAUUUUAUAUAUAUAAAUUUUUUAAAAUAUGAAAUAAAUAUAUAAUACAUAUAUAAAUAUAUUUUUAAAAUAUGUAAUAUACAUAUAUGUAUGUGUACACACAGUGUGUGUACACUUGUUAUAUUAUUACUUAUCCUAGUAUAUUAAUGGCUAUAUAACAUAGCUGUGUCCCAAAUACAUGUAAUACAUAUUACUUUUCAUCUCAUUUAAACCUCACGAGAGUUCUUUGGUGAAGAUAUGAUUACCAUUUUACAGAUGAGAAAACCUGAGAAGAAUAGAAGUUAAGUAGCAUGCCAAGCUUACCCAACUAGCUCUCAUUCAUUCAUUCAUGAUUCAUGAAGUAUUUAUCAAACAACUACUAUAUACUGUCAUUAAAGAUACAAAAAGGAUCAAACAUAAUCCUUGCCUUCAAAGAAGCCACAGUCUAAGGUUAACAAGUGGACUGGAGCGGAAUUUGGUUUUAUCAUUUCAAAGGCAAAGGAACCCAGAUUGGAGAGUUUUCUGGCAACUGCCUUAGGACUUUUUGGCCAAGAUUAAUGUAAUAUAUAAAGGUAAGCAUCAAUGUGUUGGUGGGAAGAAGUAUCCUAGAAAUGUUUUUUGUUUUUUACUGUAUCUAGGACUCUUAUGAACUACUAAUUCAUUAUUAAGUUAUUUGAUGACACAGAUUAUUGUUCAAGAAUUUCCUCCCAGAGCAAUUGAUAAAUAUCAAAUAAUUUUUAUGAUGAGCAGUUCCAGAAAGGGUUAAAGUUAGCUUCUCUGGGACAUAUGAUGGGAAAGUAGCUGAACAUGAUUUCAAAGGGAUUUUUUAGGAGAAAAUUCCAAUUAACAGAGAAGUAAUUUCCCUUUCUAGCUUACUAAGCCCUAUUUCAGACUAAUGCAGUUUCAAGAUCAUCUCCCUUCUCCCCUUAUUUCAACAGAUAUUUUGAAUAUGAAAAUCUUAUGUCAAAACUUAGCUGAAGCCUUCAUCAGGCUUUUGAAAGGCUAAGUAAGAAUUCUGUUUCUAGGAAUAAAAAGAUUUGGAUCAGAAAGAUUCUUUGCUGGCUAGAGUUCCUUUUCGGAUGGUAGUUCAAGCAGUCUUUAAUCAUAUUUUUGUUGAUUAUUUAUUAGUUUCCCUGGGAAAUCAAAGACUCAGUAACGUAAAAUGUGUUUUCCUUAAGAUAUUUUAUGAAUCAGAACCCACAGUAAAGAAAUAAUGGGAAAUACAUUUCCUUUGCUGAUAUGGACUAAUUGAGAAUUAAAAUCCCUUUCUCUAGUCAUUAUCCCACAUGGAAAUGCUGAAUGACCCAACUGGCCCAAUUGCACCAACCACAGUUUCUGCCUAGACAAAACUCUUAUGCCACUAGUAGAUAAAGAGAGAGCUUUCUCAGUAAAUCAAAACUGCAGAGAACUAGAACUAAUUUAAGUGAAAGGAUAGGCUCCAAGCCCGCUGUUUGGGUAAACCCACACUGAACCAAGUGAGCGAUUGAUGAAACUUAAUAUAUGUGUAUUCCAGUCAUCAGCCUGGAGUAUGUGUAAUGCAAGCCCAUGGUGUUUGUCACUGUGAGAAAUGGAAAGGCAGACCUUCAUUCUCAACUGUGUGGGGCUGCUAGCCUGUGGCAGCUUUGGUCAACAUCGGGCUUGCUUUUGGGUGAGCCAGACUUUGGCUGGUUUCCUGAUGGAGGUUAGGGGAAUUGUGAAAUGUGUCUCCUUACACAGAUCGUCCUGAUCAAAUGAAAUAAAAAGGUAUUUUAAAAAUAAUUUGCUUAGUGAAAUACAAAGGAAAUAGGAUGCAUUUCAUACUAUUAAGGCCGAUAUGGUUUUGGGGGAUACGAGGUGUACAUACGUGAAAAAUUUGAAAACAAUUCAGAGUGAAAAAGAAUGGUCGUAUAACCUAAUGUAAAUGACGAGUUAAUGGGUGCGGCACACCAGCAUGGCACAUGUAUACAUAUGUAACAAACCUGCACAUUGUGUACAUGUACCCUAAAACUUAAAGUAUAAUUUAAAAAAUAAAAGAAAAAACAAAAAAGAAUGGUCGUGUAGUAGAGACAGUGGUGAAGAGCAGGACUCUGGAGCCAGGUGUUCUGAGUUCAGAGCCCACUCUGCCACUUACUAGAUCUGAGACCUGGAGGAAGUUAUUUGCCCUUUCCCUGUUUGGCUCUUUUGUAAAAUGGAAAUAUAAGAGUACCCACCUCCUAAGGUGGGCUUAUGAAUUAAUAGAUAUAAAGGUAUGUAAAAUUAUUGCUAUCAUUAGUUACUGUUAUUAAUAGAUCAGAAGUCACAAGCUCCAAUGCCUGCAGUGCCCAUGCAUACCAAAACAGGGAUCACUGGCAACAGAGACAUGGCCCCAGUGGCGUGGAGAUAAAAGAAAGUGGUAGGGACAGUGGCAGACAGCCAUCACCCUACUCCCCAUUGAUUGUGACCCUAAGGGAAUGCUGGUCCUGUGUCGCCAGAGCUUCUGGUAUUGCCAAAGAAGCUUGAAAUCUGGACUUGGUCAAAAAAUCUCUCAACUUGUAAAGGUGGUUGCUUUAUUUUAAAUUACUCUACAAGCCAAAUAAAACACUGUCUCCAGGCUAUUGGCCACCAGUGAAUGACCUCUUUGGACUAACAAUUAAACUCAGCUAUGGAAAUUCAUCUGAUUACUUUAUUGUCACACUGUGAAACAGGGAUUCAUUGUCAUUCCAGAAACAGCCAUUGAGUCCCUGCUUGUGUCCACCCCUGUGCUGGUGCAAAGGAUGUGCCCAAGAAUCAGGCAGACAAUCCAAAGAAGCCACCUGCUCCUUUACAAGUUGUUGACAAUUAAGAAACACCUAGCACUUAAUAGAUUCUCCAUAAAUGUAGGUUCCAACUCCUUCCAUUACCUUUGAUACGUCUAGACCUGAUCCAGUGAGUAUUUGAGGGCCAAUCUCAGUUUCUAAGUAGGAAUAGUGAUAUUGUUGAAAACUAAUGAACCCACCGACAACAUCACAGAAAUACUCCUAUACUUCUUCAAUGUGAGUUUCCUGCUUUUUGUGUCAUUUAUCAUCCCCUUUUAUUUGAUGUCUCUACUCAGGACUUAGGACUCGGGCUGUGAUAUUGUGUAUGUUACCUCACAAUUUUUUUUCUGUUUUUUUUUUCUUUAAGUGUAUAAGCUUCGUUUAUACUUCCAAAGGAUCUUCAAUGGAACUCUACUUCUGUGAGCUAAACCAGUGUCAUACUGCAAUGAAAACUGCAGGUGAUAAACAUUGUCUAAAUAAAAUUUCCAAAAAGUAUUUGACCAAGAAAUACCUUCCCCCUGCAUUCCCCACUUAAUGCAUCUUAAUAUGCCAAGUUACUGAUAUUGUUUGACCUAUUUGGGGAAAUGCUGGCUUGCCAAAUUAUUGCCCUUGUUAGGAACUACAGUUUCUUGUAAUUUCUUACCCACUCCGGCAUCCACACAGGUAUCUUCCAAAGCUCAGACUUUAUUUUCAAGAGGUCUAUCUGAGACCAGUCUGGGUAACCAAGUGAGACCCUGUCUCCACAAAUAAUAAUAAUAAUAAUAAUAAUAAUAAUAAUAAUAAUAAUAAUAAUAAUAAUAAAUUAGCUGGAUGUGGUGGCAUGUGCCUGUAGUCCCAGCUACUUGGGAGGCUGAGGUAGGAGGUUUGUUUGGUCUCAGGAGUUCGAGGUUGCAGUGAGCUAUGAUCAUGCCUUUGCACUCCAGCCUGAGUGACAGAAAAAGACCCUGUCCCCCCCCCAAAAAAAAAGUCUAGCAACUUGAGUGUGGCAGUGGCCAACUUGAUGGUAACUAACAAUGGGAUUGCAAACUCUUUGAGGAAAGGAACUGUCAUCCUGAACUCGGCAUAGCACCAAGCACUGGGUUGUUACAUGGUGGGUGUUAAGCAAAUGCCAUGGAAUGCAACAGACCCCUUUUUCUGCUGCUGUAAACUGUGGUGUUUGAACCUAGUAGUGAAUGGCCCAAGGAAAAAAAUACUGCAGGAAAUAUAGUAAUAGAUGAAUUUGGAUAAAGGGUAUAUGAGUGUUUUGGAGUAUUAUUCUUACAACUUCUCUGCAAGUUUAAAAUGAUAAUCUAAAUUUUAAAAACUUAUUUUCCGUUCAUCAAACUACUCUUAAAAUGUGUAAAACUAUACCUGAAUUUAAAAGCAACAAAACUCAUAUUGCAAGUCUUGGCAAACUGAGAGAUAGGAGCAGAAAACAAUGGUGGAUGCCUAUAAACGGAUCAAGAAAAGGGAGUGAGAAUUUACUGGAAAGAAGGACAAAUGAGCAUCGAAUUCAGCAGGUUUGGGUUUUUCCAGAGAUCAGUGCCUGAUACUGGUUCCCAGAUGAUAUCUCCCAAGAGCCCGGUUCCCAGGGUGUGUUCCAGCCUCUGUCCGCCAGGCUUCCCACCAAGUCUUGUGCCAAUAGUAGUUGCCAGCACAUUCUGCCUCACAAGUUGCUGGCUCCACCACUACUACCCUAUCCCACCUACGUCCAAGAUACGCAUCUGGCUUUUCUGCUUUGAAUUCAGCAAGUCAUCUCCUUUCCUGUCAUGUAACUCCCUCUGUGACUCGGCCUACCCAGCCACACUCCUCAGUGCUUUGUGGCAAAACUCAACCUGACCCCCCUUCAGAGAAAGAGAAAUAAGUGUCGGGGUUGAAGGUUCAGCUGUAAAGUGAUGUUUCCCAUACUCAUAAACUUACAUAGCAAUGAGGAACUGGAGUCUAUUUUUGACUGUUGUAGUGACCUUUGUGCAUACCCUAAAAGACAGAGGAACAUUGAGCUAAUGUAGCCAUCCCAUGAAGCCUCAGUAGCUCUAAUAGGUCCUUUUAGUUGUUGCUAGGGUGCCAGUUCUUGCACUUUAAUACAAUUCUUGGCUGGGCACCAUGGCUCACGACUGUAAUCCCAGCACUUUGGGAGGCCAAGGCAGGAGGAUCACUGGAGGCCAGGAGUUCAAGACCACCCUGGGCAACAUAGCAAGACCUCAUCUCUGCAAGGUAAAAAAAUUAACUGAGUGUGGUGGUUCAUGCCUAUAAUCCCAGCUACUCAGGCGAUGGGAGGAUCCCUUAAGCCCAGGAGUUGGAGACUGCAGUUAGCCAAGAUUGCGCCACUACCCUCCAGCCUGGGUGACAGAGCAAGACUCUGCCUCAAAAACCGACCAGCCAAACAAACAAACAAAAAAUGCAAUUUCUCCCAUCCUAACUCUUCAUAUUAGUAAAUCUUCAAUAAAAUGUAUAUGGGAAAUCAAUAUGGCACCCUCAAACCUAGUUGUAAUAGUCAGGAGAAGACCAUUCUAGCCUUUAAAAUCAGUCCUGUUAAAAAAAAAAUCAGUCCUAUUGACAUCAACGUUUUUACCUCCAGUUCCUCUCCACCCUUCUCUACCUCCUGAUUUCAUGUAGGCGAGCAAUUUAGGACAAUGAGAGUCACAGGAUUUUAAAUAACUUAAUUCCUAGGUGUGUUUGGUACGGAAACAAAGAUAACCCUGUUCAACAGUGAAUUUGUGCCCCUGGGUGAACGGCCAGGUGUUCUUUCAACUGAACUGUGAGACUAAUUUCUUCCUGGCCUCUGGAAACCAGCUGAAGCAGUGGGCCAGCUGGUCUAUCUUCAAUCUUGCAUACCAACAUCUUUCUCUGAUUCACAGAUUUCCUUUAUCCCCAGCACUUCCUCUGGUAUGUGCAUCCCCGAAAGUAAGUGAUAUCUAUUAUUGGAUUUGGGCGUUUUAAAAUCAUUAGCCUUCUGGAGGGGAGGGGAGAGGAAGGAGGCUGGAUGGUUACAUUAGAAUAUUUCCAGAGGGAACCUCACUUUAAUCUCAUCCACCUCUGACUUCUGCACCCCAGAUAACCCCCAUAUUUGGGAGGGAUGACAUCACAGUAACUGACAAUGGAAUUAUCACCAUUGCUCUUUUUAAUAUUUAAAUGAUACACAGACUCAGAGAAAACAAAAUGAGUUUACAUAUAGUCAUAAUAUCCAUAACUAGAGAUAUAAAACAAAAAGCUAUGGAGAUUCUUAUCUAGUGAAGAAAUCUCUUUUAGAAAGUUUCUGAUGACUUUCAGUUGCAAAGCAUAGCUCUUUCACAAUAUAUCAACCCACUUUCAAUGAUUUGAGAUUUGGAGAGGGCCCAGCCAUAGAUUUACCUGGUGAGUCACAGAGUAGAACUUGAUAUGAGAAAGCAGGACCCUAUAUCUAUCAGCCUAAUGGUUCUCAGAAUACCAGGUCAUAUCCAUCAUUUCUUUUCCCAAAUAGCUGUAACAGGCAUACCUCGUUUUACUGGGCUUCACUUUCUUGUGUUUUGGAGAUGGUAUGUCUUUACAAACUGAAAGUUUGUAGAAACCUGCAUUGAGUAAGUCUACCAGUGCCAUUUUUUCAACAACAUGUGCUCACUUCGUGUCUCUGUCACAUUUUAGUAAUUCUUGCAAUCUUUCAAAAGUAUUUAUUAAGAUAAAAAACAAAAGAAACGAUAUAAAAAUAAAGAGAAAAAGGAAGAAAAUUUGUUAUUAUUAUACCUGUCAUAGUGACCUGUGAUCCGUGAUCUUUCAUAUUACUAUUGUAAUUGUUUUGGGGCACAAUGACCCUCAUCCAUAUAAGAUGGUGAACAUAAUAAAUGUUGUGUGUGUUCUGAGUGAUCCACCAACCUGCCAUUCCUUCAUCUCUCUCCCUCUCCUCAGGCUUCCCUAUUCCUUGAGACACAACAGUAUUGAAAUUAAUUAAUAAAGUUAUAGCGUCCUCCAAGUGUUCAAGUGAAAGGAAGAGUUGCACAUCUCUCACUGUAAUUCAAAAGCUAGAAAUGAUUAAGCUUAGUGAGGAAGGCAUAUCAAAAGCAAAGACAGUCUGAAAACCAAGACUUUUGUGCCAAAUAGCCAAGUUGUGAAUGCAGAGAGAAAGAUCCUGCACCAAAUUAAAAUGUGACUCCAGUGAACACAUGAAUGAUAAGAAAGGGAAAAACAGCCUUGCUGAUACGGAGAGAGUUUGAGUGGUCUGGAUAGAAGAUCAAACCAGCCACAACAUUCCCUAAUGUUUGUAAGCCAAAGCCUAAUCCAGAGCAAAGCCCUAAAUCUUCAAUUCUAUGAAGGCUGAGAGAAGUGAGAAACUGCAGAAGAAAAGUUGAAAGGUAGCAGAGGAUGGUUCAUGAGAUUUAAGAAAAGAAACUGUCUCCAUAACAUAAGUGCAAGAUGAAGCAGCAAGUGCUGAUACAGAGGCUGCAGCAAGCUAUCCAGAAGAUCUAGCUAAGGUCAUUGAUGAAAUGGUUGCACCAAACAGCAGAUUUUCAAUGUAGACAACCUUCUAUUGGAAGAAGAUGCCAUGUAGCAUUUUUAUAGCUAGAGGAGAAGUCAAUGCCUGACCUCAAAGCUUCACAGGACAGGCUUACUCUCUUUUUAGGGGCUAAUAUAGCUGGUAACUUUAAGUCGAAGCUAUUGCUCAUUUACCGUUCUGAAAAUCCUAGGGCACUUAAGAAUUAUGCUAAAUCUAUUCUGCCUGUGCUCUAUAAAUGGAACAACAAAGCCUGAAUGAUAGCACAUCUGUUUAUAGUAUGGUUUACUGAAUAUUUUAAGCCCAUUGUUGAGACCUCCUUCUCAGAAAAAAAAAAAAAGAUUCCUUUCAAAAUAUCAGUGCUCAUUGACAAUGCAUGUGGUCACCCAAGAGCUCUGAUGGAGAUAAAUGAGAUUAAUGUUGUUUUCAUGCCUGCUAACACAACACCCAUUCUACAGCCCAUGGGUCAAGGAGUAAUUUCUGCUGUUAAGCCCUAUUAUUUAAGAAACACAUUUUGUAAAGCUAUAGCUGGCAUUCCUCUGAUAAAUCUGGGAAGGAUAAUUGAAAACCUUCUGGGAAGGAUUCACCAUUCUAGACACUGUUAAGAAAAUUCAUGAUUCAUGGGAGGAAGUCAAAAUAUCAGCAUUAACAGGAGUUUGGGAGAAGUUGAUUCCAACCCUCACGGAUGACUUUGAGGGGCUUAAGACUUCAGUGGAGGAAGUUACUGCAGAUGCGGUGGAAAUAGCAAAAGAACUAGACUCGUAAAUGGAGCCUGAAGAUGUGAUUGAAUUGCAUAAUCUCAUGAUCAAACUUAACAGAUAAGUAGUUGCUUCUUAUGGAUCAGCAAAGUGUUUUUUUUUUUUUUUGAGAUAGAAUCUACUCUUGGUGAAGAUACUGUGAACAAUGUUGGAAUAAUAACAAAGGAUGUUGAAUCUUACAUAAACCGAGUUGAUGAAGCAGUAGCAAGGUUUGAGAGGAUUGACUCCAAUUUUGCAAGAAGUAAAAUUGUGAGUAAAAUGCUAUCAAACAGCAUUGCAUGCUACAGAGAAAUCUGUCAUGAAAGGAAGAGUCAACUGUUGCAGCCACCUUCAUUGUCUUAUUUUAAGAAAUUGCCACAACCAGCCCAGCCUUCAACAACCACCACCCCAAUCCAUCAGCAGCCAUCACUGUUAAGGCAAAACAAUUGUGACUUGCUAAAGGCUCAGAUAAUUGUUAGCAUUUUUUAGCAAUCGAGUAUUUUUAAGUAUGUACAUCGUUUUUUACACUAUAUUGUAGUCUGCUAUGCAUGCAAUAGCAUUAUGUCUAAAAAACAUAAUUUUUAUAUGCACUGGGAAGCCAAAAAAUUCACGUGAGCUACUUUAUUGCUAUAUUUAUUGUGGUGGUCUGGAACUGAACCUGCAAUAUUGUCAAUGUGUGCCUGUAUAAGAUUCUCCAUGCACUAAAAAGGACAUUUGAAAGUCAUGAGUAAGUUGUAGAGGAACUCUGGUGACUUGAAGCUUGUUUACUUUUAGCAGUGUGUACCUGUUGACACUUCUAGUAUAAUUUAUAUUCUUUCUCUCAUGAGUAUUUUACAGGAAAUGCGUUUUCCUUUGCUAGUGAUAUAUGCACUUUGGUUUUCAGGAAGCUGUGGUGCUUUGGUUGAAGCUCUCUGUCUGUUUUAGAGAAAAGACUUACAAUGACCUCCUGAUAUAGUUUGGAUAUUUGUCUGCUCCAAAUCUCAUAUUGAAAUUUGAUCCCCAAUUUUAGAGGUAGGAUAUAGUGAGAGGUGUGUGGGUUAUGGAGGCAGAUCCCUCAUGGACAACUUGGUUCUGUCCUCUGGGUAAUGAGUGACUUCUCACUCUAUUAGUUUUUGUGAGAGCUGACUUUUGAAAAGAGCCUGGCACCUUCCUCCCCUCUCUCUCUCUUGCUUCCUUUCUCUCUCUCCGUGUGAUGCCUGCUUCUCUUUGCCUUCCACCAUGAGUGGAAGCUUCCUGAGGCCCUCAGCAGAAGCUGAUGCUGGUGUCCUGUUUCUUGUACAGCUUGUAGAACUGUGAGCCAAAUAAACUUCUUUUUUUAUAAAUUACCCAGCCUCGGGUGUUCCUUCAUAGCAAGGCAGACAGUCUAGGACACCCCCCAAAUGUGAGCUGCACCAUAAGGCAAACUGGGAAACCUCCUUUAGUUUUGCAUAUGUGAGAAUUUUGAUUGACUGAACCAAGGAAUCACCCUCCUAACUCCACUGCAGAAGGCCAUUCUCAUGUCAUUUGCACACGUUUAGCUUGCCUGAAGUGUGUUCUAUAAAAUGCACCCAGAUUUUCAGGCAUUUAAAAUUAUUAUUAUUUUAAAUCUCCUACUUUCUCUCUCUCUCUCUUUUUUUUUUUUUUUUUUUUUUUGAGAUGGGGUCUUGCCCUGUCAUCCAGUCUGGAGUGCAGUAGUGCAAUCACAGCUCGCUUCAGCCUCCAACUCCUAGCCCCAAGCAAUCCUCCUGCCUCAGCCUCUCAAGUAGCUAGGACUAUAGGUACACACCACUGCACCUGGCUAAUUAAAUUUUUUUUUUCUUUUUAGAGACAUGGUCUCACUCUAGGUCUUGCCUAGGCUGUUCUCAAACUCCUGGCCUCAAAAGAUCCUCCUGCCUCAGCUUCCUAAAGUGCUGGGAUUGCAGGCAUGAGCCACCAUGCCCAGUUGCAUGUUUUAAUGGAGAGAGAUGUCCUGGGCAUUUGAACUGCAGAUUCCCUUAAACUGGACAUUGUCAGCUAUUUAUGUAUUACAAAAACAAUUGUGUUUCAUGUAAAGUAUUAAACAUCAACAUUACGUCACCACAAGGGUGAUUACAGCAACCUUCACUCCUAAGUGUGCGUCACCUACACAAACAGAGUUGUUUGUCUGCAGCAUUGUUUUCAUUUGGUAACAAUUGUAAGAGUUGAAGUAGCACCUUAAGGAGUAAUUUUCAGAGGUGAAGCAAUCAGUUUUCAAAAGUGAACUCCUUAUAGUUAAUAACUAACCAAUAAAAAAAUAAAGCUAUCUCCAUGGCACAAAUGCCCAUGGCACAAAUGCCCAUGGCAAAAGGAAAUAAGACGAGUCGUUUUAAAAGGUAGCUUUGAAAAACAAAAAAGGAUUUAAAAUUCAAAGACUUUGGGAAAAUUCAACUUAACCAAUAACAUGAGUAACGACUAUUACUAUUUCCUGAGUCCUUACCAUAUGCCAAAUACCGUUGUACAUUGUACCUGCUUCACAUAAAUUAUUUCAUCUCAUUCUCACAACAUUCUGUGAAGCGCGGGUACUUUAUUAUCUAUCCCUGUUUGCCAGAUAAGGAAGCUGAGACUUCAUACAGUGACUUACAAGUUCGGACAGCCUCCAGCAAACACAGGAAACAGGAUUCGAACCCAUGCAGUCUGCCUCAGAGCCAAAGCCCUUGGCCAUUUUUCUAUCCUGCCUUCCACAGAUCAUUUCUGCCUACAGCAGAGGUCAGAAACUGACAACCGGCUGGCCUUACCUAGCCUUAGGUAACAGUAAUGGCUAUUGAACACUUACUAUGUGUCAGGAUUAUUUUACACACAUUCAUGUGUUCCUUCAUUUAAUCUUCAAAGCAACUCCAUGAGGUAGGUGGCAGUUAUUAUCCCCAUUUUACAGAUGAGAAAACUGAGACCAAGAGGAAGUAACACUUCCCAAAUGUUAGCAGAACUAACAUCCAAAUCCAGACUGUCUCAUUCCAGAAUCCCCUCCUCUUCACCAUUAUGCUAAAAAUACAGUUGUCUGCCAACAUGACAAACCUGGAUGUUUCCCCAGAAAAUGAAGGCUUCUGACUUGUCAUGAAAAAAAAAAAAAAAAAAAAAAACUGGAAGACUUGUCCUCUUGGACCGAGCAACAGUCACUUGUAACAAUGGGCAGCUGCCCAUUUUAGAUGAGGUAUCUCCUACCUAGUUGCUACCACCCCUCAUUUAGGCUGCUUUGCUCUUUGAUUGCCGGUCUGAACUUUGGGGACAUUCUAUUUUGCAGUCUCAGUCUAAGGUAUCCUUAAUACUGGAUCUGCCUCACUUAACAAGCUAAAUGUCUGUGUGUUUUAUGUUUUUUAUUGUAGCACAAGUUGUUUAAUGUUCUCUAAAAAGCAUUCCCCACAAAUAGCAGUAAAUGCCUCUUUCCUAUUUUCUUCCCUGUCCCUUGCCCCGAAAGUAAGGCAGCUCUGCAGAACUAGUAUUUGUGCCCAACGAAGUGGGAAGAUAUGAGGCUGAUAGCCUUUUCUCUCUCUUCUUGGUUGGUGGCACUCUGGUAGUGCUUGGUUAGCGAUAAUGGAGCAUCUCAUGGCUUUGUUAUGUGUCAUAGUAGGCUAUUGUGUGACAUAGAGACACCUGGCUUUUGUACACGCCAGAGCAAAAUUCAACUACAACAUCCAGAAUUGAAGAGAAGGAUAUUGGCAGGUACAUGCCUCCUUCUCAAACCAGAGAUUUAUAUAUUUAAAAAGGGCUUUUCUAAGAACUCAAUCUUGAUUAUUUGUUCCAUGUUGGGCCAAACCAGUGCAUUAUUGGGAAGAUAAUGAGUGGCAUUCACCCAAGGGUAAUCCUUUCAGGGAUUUUGAUGAUGCAGUAAAUCAUGAGUGUAAAGCCUGAGUGGUUUAUGCCAUUAAAACCUCAAGAUAGAAUUAGACUUGUAAUCACCACUUGCCCAUGUUUUGUCAUUUAUGAUAAUUAUAGUAGUAAUAAUCCAUGUAUUGUUGAGAAGUAGCAGUCAGAAGCAUCCAUCAAUUUUUUAUCGACACCAAAUCAAGUUGAUACUUCAUCUUUGCUGCAGAAAUGUAGAUUGAACCAAUUAGUCUAAAGAAAUUGGGCAGUCAUUAACAAUGAAGCAAGCAGUUAAUCUACAGAACAUUUCUGGCCCCUCUGAUGCCAACAAUUCCUCUUAAUUAUGUGGAAUAUCAUGAGCUUCUUUGGGACUCUGUCAACAGUGCCAUUGUUGGCUUACAUUAGAAGGAGCAUCUAUGUCCCUGCUUUUAUUUAAAAGAAUGCAGUGCCUUCCAGCCCCCACCUUGCACUCUUAGGCGCUUCUAGGCAAAUGUAUUCUGAAGCAGAACACUUGAAUCAAAGCACUUCGCAUUUUCUUUCUUAUUUAGAAAUAAGAAUUUUCCCCAAUGGGCUUCUUUCGGUGAUGGCACGUUAGCUCACCAUCCCAUAUGUGUUAACUAUUUUUGUUCACCUUACCCAAAUCAUGGAAUAAUCAUCUCCUUUUAAAAAAGGAAAGAAAAGAAAAGUCAGAGUUUAAAAGAAAAAUCCAACUAUUUGUGAAGAAAUCCUGGUGCUAAUGAGCUUUCUGCAUCUGCCUCAAGUCUUUUCCCCAGGCUAGCCCAGUCUCCCUCUCUAGACAUUUUCAAUCAGCCUCGCCCGCAAAUUGUACUAAGCAGCUGAAUAAUGCAGGGUAGAAAUUUCAAAUAUAAAUAUUAUUUCCUAUUUAGGAAAUUUGGAAAAGAAAGCAGGAAAAAAAUAACUCACCCCCUGGUCCCCCACCAUGACACUACCUCUGUGAACAUUUUGGUAGAUAUUCUUUGGGCUCUGACACGUACACACAUGUUGACUUUUAUCAUCAUCAUCAUCAUCAUCAUUAUUCUAGUACUCUCUUUUUCACUUUGCUAAAGUUUGAAUCAUCUUUUGUAAUGGAUGCGUAAUACUCUACCAAAUAUAGAGUAUGUAUUUGUCCAUGUUUUGAAUUAUUUCCCUAGGAGAGCUUACCCAAGGUAAAAUACUUGGUCAAAAUUUAUAAGCCUCUUCAUAGCUCUUGGUACAUACUGACAAACUCUCUCCAAAAGGAUGGUACCAAUUUUUAAAAUCUCACCAGUAAUAUAUGCAGAUACUGGUUUGAUGUUAUUGAGAUUUAAAUUCAGUUGUGUUGGCAUGGUUAUAGCUUAGAUAGAUAGAUGAUAGAUAGAUAGAUAGAUAGAUAGAUACAUACAUACAUACAUACAUACAUACAUACAUACAUACAUUCAUUCAUGUGUUUGUGUGUGUGUAUGUGUGUGUUACUCCUCCUUAAUGGACAAAUGGUGAUAUGGAUUGGCUGUGUCCCCACCCAAAUCUCAUCUUGAAUUAUAGUUCCCAUAAUCCCCACGUGUGAUGGGAGAGACCCAGUGGGAGGUAAUUGAAUCAUGGGGGUGGUUCCCCCAUGCUAGUCUCGUGAUAGUGAGUAAAUUCUCAUGAGAUCUGAUGGUUUUAUAAGGGGCUUCCCCCUUUACUGGGUUCUCAUUCUUCUGCUUCCUGCUGUCAUGUGAAGAAGAAUGUGUUUGCUUCCCCUUCUGCCAUGAUUGUAAGUUUCCUGAGGCCUCCCAAGUCCUGUGGAACUGAGUCAAUUAAACCUCUUUCCUUUAUAAUUUACCCAGUUUUGGCCGUUCUCUAUAGCACUGUGAGAAUGGACUAAUACAAUGGGCACAGUAUCAAAUUGUACCCUGACUCAAAUUACUGUAAACAAUGCCAGUUGUUAUCUCACAUCACAGGAAGUUCGGAAAUAGGACAGCUGUAGGUGUGAUAUGAUCAUAGGCCCAAUGAUGCGAUUGGAGACUUGAGUUCUUUUCUUCAGUUUCUGCCAUCAUCACCACCCUCAUGCUGGCCUCCUUUGGGCUUCAAAUGCCUACAGUAGCUCCAGGCACCACAUCCAGAUGUAGAAACAACAGAGAUAGAAGGAAAUCAAUUCUUCUUGUGUCUCCUUCUUAAGAGUGAGGAGAUCCUUCCUAGAAGCUCCCAACUGAAACCCCUAAACCAAGACUGGCAAGGGAAAUGGAAGCACCAUUAUCGACUGAUUAACUAAGAUUUACUCCCAAUCUGGCAAUGGAGUCAACUUCCUUUGAGUGCUGAAUACCUGAAUAAAAUAGAUUCUGUUAACAAGGAAGAAGGUGGGAAUGGUUGUUGAGGCACCAACAGUGCCUCCCAUAGGCAUCAUGAUUUUUUUAUGCCUCUGCCAUACUCAUAGAACCAUAUACAUUUCUUUAGUAACAGUUGAUGCAUUUAAUGGGCAUAUGCAAAAGUUGUUGGCAUAUCUACCAAGUACUGGGCUUUGUCCAAUGUGGAAGGUCCUCCCAGGUAGUGAUCAUCCUCCACAAUUCCUUUACAUUUUCCUAAAAACCUAUCUCAGUGUUGGGCCCUUCAGGUAGAAACCAGGAACACCUCGGUUUCUAGAUUCCUUUGGCAUAUAGGUUUCCUAUGGGAAAGAAAUAGGAGAGCUGGCUUUCCUCUUUGAGAAUCUUCUGUUUGGUGGAGAUUUGACAUCCAGGAUACCAUUGUUAGGACUUCCACUGAGAUGAAAGUUUACAGCCUGAUGAAACAAGUCUCACUUUCCACUUUGAAUUACUCAGGCUCUGUGCAUCUCUUUCCACUGCACAGCGUAGCAUUUUGAACACUUCACUACUCAUUAGCACCUCCAGUGAGAGAUCAGAAAAGAAGGUGGCUGGGAGGGGAGGAUUGAAGAAUGCAGAUUAGUCAAAUUGUUUUUUGUUUUAUCUAGUUAGAGAAACAGCUGAAAUUACUGCCUCAAAAAAAUUUGGAAAAUUAUCUGGCUUAUAGUUUAUUUCUAUAGUUAUUUUCCCACUAAUUGUAAAAAUUAGGAGUAUUACAUUUUAGAGUAAAAUAAUAAAUAAACAAUAACAAAAAAUGGCUACAACAGAAGAAAACAUGUUCCUGGAUUGAAGAAACCAACCUAGAAAUUAUACUGUAUGCCUCAGAAAUUUAAUACUAUUUUGUCUUUCCUGUAUGCAGUUGGAUUAUAGAGUACAGAUAUUGUCUCUUUAUUAAUGCAUGAUUUAUAAAUAUUAUUUGACACUAGGGAUAUCAAAGUGAUUGUGGAUCAAAGCUGCCCAUCCCUUCACCCUGGUAGAUGAGAACACAAAAUAUAUCCAUUUCCUAUACACCAUGAAGACAUUGCUUCCAGUAGGUUUUCUUGCUGGAGACAAAAAGAAAAACAGAAGCACCUACUGUACUUGUGCACUUUCUGUUUUACAGUUUCAUAAGGAUUUUUACAACAUAAGUACAUGCUCUAUGAUAUUACAUACCUUUCCACCACUUAUAUAAUCAAGUGCAAUUAUACUGACUGCUUGAAUAGAUGAUGGGAAAAAUGACUUGAAUCAAAAAUUACACAACAGAACGCUGUUUCAGAAAGGCUUUUGGAGUGUACGUGCCACAGACCCCAAAAAGAGAUGGAUCAAGAUGAUUAUAAUAGCCUUGAAUUUUCCUAGGUUGGUUGAGUGUGGUGGCUCAUGCCUGUAAUCCCAGCACUUUGAAAGGCUGAGGCAGGCGGAUUACUUGAGGUCAGGAGUUCGAGUCCAGCCUGGCCAACAUGGCGAAACUUCAUCUCUACUAACAAUACAAAAAUUAGCUGGGCAUGGUGGCACAUGCCUGUAAUCCCAGCUACUUGGGAGGCUGAGCAGGAGAAUCCCUUGAAUCUGGGAGACAGAGGUUGCAGUGAGUCAAGAUGGCACCACUGUACUCCAGCUUGGGCAACAGAGUGAGACUUUGUCUCAAAAAAAGAAAAAAAAAGAAUUUUCCUAGGUUAUGGCACCAAGAAUAACUUGUACCAUUUUGGAAGAUUCAUCUUUUUUCCCACAUAACACAAUGUAGCAUGUAGUAUAUGUGACACAUACCAUAGCUACCUGUGCAGGAGCUUGGUGAGUUCUGGUUUUGUCUUUCUUCCCCUCAAUUUCUAUCCCUUCUUUUCUUUGUGCUUCUUCCACUCUCCUCUUUCUAUUCUUCUACCAUCCUCAUCUUUUCAUUUAGAGGCUUGGAGAAGAGCUUAAAACAAUAGGUGAUGGGGAGAAAUGUAGUUUCUUCAUGCAACAUAAUUUCCCCCUGCAGUAAUCCAUGGAUCAACACAUUUGAGGGCAGCUGGUUUAGAAGAGGCCCUUACAAUUGUCUUAACUUACUCCUCAGAGGGUAGGCUGGGUGUAUAGCCUACAUGGCUAUACAUGGCCAUGUAGGCCAUGUAGGCCAUUAGAUUACAUGGCCUUUACAAGGAAUUUUUGGGUGGUUUUAUUGUUUGUUUGUUUGUUUGUUUGUUUUUGAGACAGAGUCUCCCUCUGUCACCCAGGCAGGAGUGCAGUGUCGCAAUCUCGGCUCACUGCAACCUCCGCCUCCUGGGUUCAAGCAAUUCUCCUGCCUCAGCCUCCUGAGUAGCUGGGACUACAGGAGCACACUAUCACACCCAGCCAAUUUUUGUAUUUUUAGUGGAGACAGGAUUUCCCCAUGUUGGUCAGGCUGGUCUCGAACUCCUGACCUCAUGAUCCGCCUGCCUUGGCCUCCCAAAGUGCCAAGAUUACAGGUGUGAGCCACCGCGCCUGGCUUGGGUGGUGUGAUUCUUAUGUAGGAGAAAAAAGAGGAACAUAAAUGCAGAACACAAUUAUGCAAAAUUAGGAGCCUUUAAAAUGAAAUAUGAUAUUGUAGGUAGUUUCUUCAAAACAACAUACUAGUUUUUUAUACUUGUUUAUUCAUCACUGAAAACAAAACAUAUGGAAAAGGCAAUUUUUCUCCCAGCCAACCCCUUUUCCUCGGAUAUUUUUUCAAGAAAAAUUUUACAGCAGAUGUUUUCAAAUAGAUUUCUAUUUAUUUGUGGGCUACCAUUAUAUCAGUAGGAUUUCUCUAGAACCUUUCCAUCACUUCACCUGAGUUUUCUUUAUCGGAAGAAAAAAACAAAAAAACAAAAAGAAAUGUCUGAUCACCUGCCCUAAGUCUACAGUUGAGAGCAGUUUUGGGGACUAGUAAGUCAUGUUCUCUUAAGGACAGCGUCUCCUAGGUGAGCGGCUCGUAGUCCAUAUGGAGCAAAUUAGACAGUGAAAGAAUGGUGCUGCUACUGUUUCUGAUUGGUUACGGUAGUAUUAAAAAAGAACAACAACCGACUUGCCCAGCUCUGAAGAAGAAAGAUGGAUAAAAUGCUCUUUGAACACACUAGUCUUUUUUUUUUAAUGUCUGUACAGAAGGGUUGCAUUUAUAUUUGGCUUUCCAGACCUGUCUCUUGACCUUCUAAUUACUUUAUUUGAAACAGCAGUGAGGGUAUAAUAAACCUGGAGGUUGUCUCUCCUUUGCUUUAUCAUAAAUUAAAGCUGCUGGUUUGUUGAGGUGAAAGUGGAGGCUGAAUGUUCAUUACUGCUCAAGUGACGGCUUGUCAAUAGCAGUGCUUUUUAGUUUGUUCUAGUCAGCACUUGCUGUGCAUUUUGUUGGACCACUGGGAAAUAAAUACAACAAGAUUAUACAUUUGGAAUACCACAAGAGUUCACAAAAAAAACCACAAAUGAUAAAUUAUACACUUGGUAGAAAGUGACAUGCUAUCUUGUGCUAUUAACAACCAAAGAUAAUUGCAACGAAUUGUAAUUGCAGUUUGCAACUUACAGUACAGUGUGUCCAACAUCAAUCUUAAUAGUGAACAAAGCAAUUUAUAUUAAAACUUAAUUCACUUGGUAACUUUCCGCUGUAUACACGGGAGCUAACAGAUGUAGCUUUUCAGAAAGUUCAAAGGCAUUUGAAACGUGGAGAGAAAUGCUAAUGCAGUAAGCCUUGGAGAAAUAUUGCAUUACUACUUGUAAUGAAAACAAAUGUAUGUCAUUAUCUCCUAGUUUGUGUUUAUUUAAUAAAAUAUGCAGUUUGCACAUUGGUGAAUUCAGUGUUUCUGAAUGGAUAUGGAAUAAUGUUCUGUUCAGAAUCAAAGGCCAAACAGGACUAGCAAUUACGCAUCUUCUGUAAAUAGUCUGCUGUAGCAUGCACCUUGAUGCUUGAGUGGGUUUUGUAUGAGGUGUAACAGCAAACCGGGGUAACUUUAUUCAUGACUUUCCUUAGAUUGGAUGUCUUUGAAGCAAGAAAGGGAGAUCUCCUGGAAUUACUUAAGAGAACAAGCAUAUUUGUUUUGUGAGCUUGACUGAUGGCCGGUAGAGCAGUUGAGUGAAAUCUCUAAACUGAUUAGGGCUUUCGUUCAAAUAAUCUUCUACCGUUUUCAUUAAUUUAUUCCUUAAUGCUAUUUUGCUGCUCUUCUACCAAGGAUAAUAAUCUCACACUCGCUGACCUCCAUGAGUGGAUGACCUGGAGCUCAUAACUAAUCUUAUUUACUCUUCUGACCAGCCCAACUUCAUUUACCUUGACUGGAUAAAGAGCCUUCCGUUGCUAAGCCUCCGUUCCUUCGUAGCAUUCUCGUUAAUCUACAGUGAAGGGGGAACGAUGGGCUUUCCCAAUCAAGAUCCCAAAGCAUGCUGGGGCACUGGGAACUUCGUGCGAUUUCUCUUCCUUUCUUGAAAACAUGUUUCCACUUUAUUGUUCCCCCUUUUUGAUUUGAAAAUAAUAGAGAAAAAUGGGGGAGUGGGACUUCACCAUGGUCCCACUCUCCUAAUACAGCUAUUUUUACCUUGAAAGUUAAUUUCCAGCCAUUGACCAUAGGAAUGUGUGGGUUAAUUUAGGUAUUGUUGUUGAGUACAUGAAAUUUUGUAUCAUGCUUUUUUAUUUAAUGCUACAUUGUUUCCUGUGUUGCUUCAUAAUUUUAUAAUUAUGCAUUUUAAAGACUGAUAAUGCGUUGUUUAUAUACUAUUUUGGGUUUAAUUGUUCCCCAGUAUUGAAGUUAGGUUACUUCUACUUAGUUAUGCUAUUAGGAAUAAUGCUGCAAUAAAAAUCUCUGUUUUCUUCAA
Molecule: messenger RNA, 60005 nt
Organism: Homo sapiens (human)
Lineage: Eukaryota; Metazoa; Chordata; Mammalia; Primates; Hominidae
Gene: FTO
Product: FTO alpha-ketoglutarate dependent dioxygenase
Exons: 9
Coding region: 223-1629 (468 amino acids)
Biological process (GO): regulation of white fat cell proliferation; regulation of multicellular organism growth; temperature homeostasis
Cellular component (GO): nuclear speck; cytoplasm; nucleus
Molecular function (GO): oxidative RNA demethylase activity; broad specificity oxidative DNA demethylase activity; 2-oxoglutarate-dependent dioxygenase activity
Source: RefSeq, a predicted model, not a curated record